This is a messenger RNA of Pelobates cultripes (western spadefoot toad), 58990 nucleotides long. NCBI's taxonomy places the organism in Eukaryota, Metazoa, Chordata, Amphibia, Anura, Pelobatidae. The record is from the annotation of a GenBank genome assembly.
AUGGAUUGGGAAGAAGAUGACAGAAUUGUAGACUUGGAAUUUUUCUAUGCAGAGGUGCAGCAAAAAGAUGUUUCACGUAGGCUACAGGUUGGGCAUCAGUUCUUAGAGUACCUGACAGACCACAGACACUCUGCUGAUCUGGAGCAGGAUUCUAAAAGGCUGGACAAAAUUAUUGAUGAGAUGGCCUCCUGGGUGAAUAGCAGCAAUUACAAGGUGAGCAAGGCACACUUCUUUUUUUUUUUUUCAGGAGGAUGUGAAACACUAUUGAAUAAAAACAUUUAAAGCCACCUGCAACUUUUAACCUUUUUUCACUGUAGUUGUUUUGGUGCCUGGUUCUCCCCUUUGCCCUUUGUACGUAAUCGAACCGUUUUAGAUGGUUAGACUGGUUUCUUUAUCCACAGGGAAUGCCCCACACCUCCCUGCAGGGGAUUUGCCUCUGGCAGACCCUAUAUAAGAAGUCAAACCAUUCUAAAACUAUUUUACUAUACAAUUAAGGGAAGUGCCAGGGUUCUCCAGGCGCCACAACAAUGCUUUGUAUUGUGUUUUUGUUUUUAAAUUCUUUCUUUUUCAUAGAAAAAAGAAGUGCAUAUUUGUGCCAAUGUAUAGGCUUACGCAGAAGCCGCGAAAGAAGUGCAUAUACGUAUGACAAUGUAUAGGCUUACGCAGAAGCCGCAAAAGAGGUGCAUAUAUGUAUGACAAUAUAUAGGCUUACGCAGAAGCUGCGAAAGAGGUGCAUACUUAUGACAGUGUAUAGGCUUGCGCAGAAGCCGCAGUGCGUUUUCAGAUGGUCUAAUUAUACAACAGGGAGGAGUGUUAUCUUAAGACAAGAUAUAUGCUUACUAUCGCUGCUAGUCUCGUCGGCGGUUAAUUUGUCAUCUUGUGUUUUGCUGAGACAACUCUACAUGGUUUGUCAGUGAGGUCUUGCUUUGAGUACAUAUGCCACUUCAAUUAGCGUGGUUUUAUACAGUUGUUAACUAAAAAUGUCAUAAUGUUUAUUCUAAAAUCCUACAUUAACCAAAAACAUUGUAGUUAGUGAUACGGUGAAUUGGUGCGUCUGUUUCCACAGCCCGGACGAGGGCUGUCGUGUGCCCUUUUGUCGUUAGCCCUAAGUGUGUGUUUGGUUCCCUUGUCCGCCCUCUGUGUUCUCCUGAUAUUGUUCCCAUAGAUCCCAUAUUCUGCUAAAUUUUUUGGUGGUGUGCCUGACCAGGGAAGUUAAUCUGUCCAUAAGGUAGUUAUCUUUUAUCUUCGCUACGACCAGUGCCACAGGGGGCAUUUCUGGACAUAGCCAUGUCUGUGCUAGUGCUCUACAGGCCGCUAAGUAAACCAUAUUUAACAAUUGUUGCUCCGGGUGUGGAAGGCCAUCUGUUGGUCUUGAGGAGGCGGGCUACUGUGGUAGGUCUAGUUUUAGUGGUCUCUGCAAUAUGUUAGUGCUUAGGUUGAUAAUUUGAACCCAAUAGGCCUAUAAUUUGAACCCAAUAGCCUAUAAGGCCUGUAAUAGGUGUGCACGUAGGUGCCUUGGUCCCCGCAGCCGUGCCGGCAAAGAUCUGUGGAGGUGAUCUGCAUGGAGAAUUGUUUUAAUGGUGUGGUGUACCACCUGAAAAGUGUUUUAAAUUAUUGUUCCUGGAGGGUGACACAUAUUGAUGAUCGGGCUGUGGCCUCCCAAAUGUCCUGCCAAUCGGAGCCCUCUAAUGUCUCUCCCAGGUCUGUCUCCCACUGGUUCGUGUAUCGUAGCUCCCCCCAUUCUUUGGCCUCUCCGCUGAGGUGACAGUAUAGUAACGAUAUGAGUCCACUGGGGUGUUUUUCCUGGUAGCAUAUAUUCUCGAACCAGGUGAGUGGGAGAGUGGCCGUCUCCUUGACUUCUUUUGAGCUAGCAAAGUCUCUUAAUUGGAGGUAGUGGAAGAAGUCCCUAGUUGUAAGGGGGGAUUGUUCCCUGAGCUGGUCGUAUGUGACUACUUGGCCUUUUUUAUAUAAAUGGCAAUAUCUCUGGAUACCUGCUCUCUCGAAGCCACUAAAGUCGCCUGCUGUCAUUCCUGGUGGGAAGGAUAGGUUCCUGAGUACAGGGGUUGGGGAGGGGAACCUGCUUAAAGCAUAUUUGGUUGCUGUUAGGUACCAGAUUCUUAGGGAGUUCGUUAUUGCUGGGCAGGUUACUCUAGUGAGUGCUCUGUGUGUCUUGUGUAACCAGGGAUAGAACUGUGGUAGGUCUUGCCCCAUUAGUGAGGUUUCAAGUUCUACCCAAUGACGGGUGUCUGGUGUGGAGUGCCAAUAUGCUAUUUGCGCCAUCUGCGCUGCUAGGUAGUAUAGGUACAUGUUCGGUAGUCCCAGUCCCCCUCUGUCCUUGGGUCGGUACAGGAGUUUCCUGGCUAUUUUGGGUCGUUUCUUUUGCCAAAUGAACAUGUCUAUUGCUUUUUGGAGUGUGGACAAGUCGCUCCUCUUAACCUGUGUGGGCAGGGCCUGGAACAUAAAUAGUAACCUGGGGAGAAUGUUCAUUUUAAUUGAGUGUAGUCUACCUAACCAUGAAAUGGGUUUGUCCAUUCACUGCUCUAGGUCUCUCAGGAGUGUACGAAUCAAUGGGGAGUAGUUAGUGUCGUGUAGGUGUUCGUACUGUGCUGUAAGUUUGACCCCUAGAUAGGGUAUGUUGUCAGCUGUGGUGGGUAGACGGUGUCUGUCAUGUAUUAUAGCUCUGUCUUGGGUCGGAAGGUGGAAUGGUAGUGCCAUGGAUUUGACGAGGUUCACUCUAUAGCCCGCAAGGGUUCCGUACUUGUCCGGGAGGUCAGUCAAAUGUUCCCUGAAGGUUAAGCGGUCUGUGAGAGUCAGCAGCACGUCGUCUGAAUACGCGGAGACUUUGAAGGUUUUCCGUGCUACCCUUAUUCCUUGUAUGUGUGGGUGUUGGUGUAUGGCUUGUAGUAACGGUUCUAGGGAGAUGGCGAAUAGCAGUGGGGAUAGAGGGCAUCCCUGGUGUGUACUGCUAUGAAGGUGGAAGGGGGUCUUAGUUACUCCUGCUAUUAGGGUUUGGGCUCUCAGGUUAGCAUAUAAGGCGCGCGUGGCCUCGAUGUAGGCUUCCCAGAAGCCUACAUUCUUCCAGCAGGCCAAAGAGGUAUGGCCAUUGCACCCUGUCAAAGGCCUUCUCCGCGUCCAGGGAGAUGGCCAGCGAUGGCUGUUCGGAUUUUUGCCCUUACCACGUGAGCACCGCCCCCCUAUGUGUGUUUUCAUAAAGUUGCCUACCGGGGAUGAACCCCACCUGGUCUGGGUGGAUUAGGCGUGUGAGCAUCGGCGCCAGCCUGGCUGCCAGUAUUUUUGCAUAUAUUUUAAGGUCCGAAUUAAUCAGAGAGAUGGGCCUGUAAUUCGAUGCGAGUUCAGCUUCUUUCCCGGGUUUCGGGAUUAGCGUGAUGUUGGCCAAUGCCAUGUCGGCAUUGGGUGCACCCCCUGUCAUAAAGUGGUUAUAUAAGGAGGUGAGGUGGGGGGCCAGUUCUUCUUUGAAUUUCUUGUAGUACCCUAUUUCGUAGCCAUCGGGGCCUGGGGCUUUGUUGCCUUUUAAGAUCGCUAUAGCAGUUUCUACUUCUAAUUGGGAGAUUGGUUCUUGUAAGUUUGUGGUGUCUAUAUCUGUUAUCUGAGGUAGCUUUAUACUGGCAAGGAAUGUACGUAGUGAGGAACGUAUUUGUUCCGGCGUGUUUUGUGAGUGGCUGGCCUGCCCAUAGAGGUUUGAGUAGAACUCCGUGAAUACCCUGUUUAUAUCUUGGGGAGUCGUCGCCAGUUCCUGUGUGAGAGUGCGUAUUUUUGUGAUGGGUUUGUGGUCACCGCGGGGACGUAAUGCUCUGGCUAGUAGGGAGUCCAUUUUGUUGGACUUUUUGUAGAACAAUCGCCUAGAUCUCUGGAUGGAGUGUGCGACCCCCUCAAGCAGGAUCCCCCUGAUUGAGUGUCUUAGUGCGGUGAGUUCCGCUAAUUUUUCGGCUGUGGGAUUUUGUUUGUGCUGUUGUUCCGCUUUUCUCAAGGCAUUCUGAAAUUCUAUUAGUGCUCGGGUAUUGCAUUUCUUUUUAUGUGUUGCUGCUCUAAUGAAGUGUCCUCUCAUGACCGCUUUGUGGGCCACCCAUAGCGCUACUGGAUCUACCUCGGGCGUGGUGUUUUGUGUGAAGUAUUCUGUGAUUAGAGUACGCGUAUCCUCGCAUAUAGUGUCACUGUUUAAUAGGCUUGUGUUGAGGCGCCAUGUCCAUGUGGCGGAGUAUUUGAGUUUGUCUAACGUAAUUGAUAUGUCCGCAUGGUCCGACCAGGUGAUACUGCCUAUGUCAGUAUGCACGAGUUUGGACAUCCCUACUCCGUUGAGGAAAAUGUGGUAAAUUCUUGAGUAUGUGCCGUGGGGCGCCGAAUAGAACGUGUAGUCACGUGUGUUGGUGAGGAAUGUAUGCAGUAGUUUAUCCUGUGCUCCUCUCCCAUGGGACCUGGGUGAGCCUGUUUUCGUGCUCCUGUCGAAAGCCGGACUUGGUACGGCGUUAAAGUCACCUCCCACCAGUGUUAUCCCUCCCCCUUCAGCGUUAAUUAUUGUUGUGAGUGUGUCCCAGUAUGUAGGGUCUGGUAUGUUAGGAGCGUACACAUUCAUGAUUCUUAUUUUUGUGCUGUGUAUCGUGCCUAUUAUUACGAUGUAGCGGCCCUCUGGGUCAGCUAGUGUCCCUGUCACAUGGAGUGGGCAAUUUUUGUGUACUAAUAUUGCCACUCCGGCGCGUUUGUGUAGCUCUCUCGCUUCGUGGGUCUGUGGGAAAUAUCUGUCUUUCAGGGUUAUUGACGCUGUCCUAGGUAUGUGGGUUUCUUGUAUAAGGGCAAUGUCUGUUUUGCGUGAUUUCAGGUCUUUUAGCAGUAACCUGUGUUUGUUCGGGGUGUUUAGUCCCUUAACGUUGAGAGAGGCAAUUUUUAGAGCCAUGUGUAGUGCAUGACAAUAGGGGUGUAGUGGUGUGUUUGUUUGAGCACCUACUUUGUUGUGUGAUCUGUUUCCCACUCUUCGUGGGUGGAUCCCCCUCGUCCGAGCCGUGGGCAGCAGCAGUAUCGGUUUGUGGUGUGACCUUGUCUGUGGAGGCGUUUUGUAGAAAACCUUUACUGCAAAAGGAAUUUACACUGGUAGCAAUCAAAAGAUAAACAUAAACAAACAUAAAUUAAGACUCUGGUCUUACACCCUGCCAGAGGUGGCUGGGGGCGUGGGUUUUCCCUGUCCGGGUAGUGUAGAAGUCCGGAUGUAACUAUGUACAGUAAUUCUGAGUUAUGUGUAUGUAUUGGUAUUGCUGGGAUGUUGGAGCCUCAGUGAGGUUGCCGGUCGAAAUCCACCUGUACUGGUUCAGGUGUCGCUGCGGAUGGGUCAGCAGGUGUCGCCGGCUCUGAGGCAAUGUGAGGUGUGGCGGUGAUGAUACAGCUGGUUUGGCUACUAGGGCGUUUGUGCUGUAUCGUUGGUGUGUGGCAUGCAUGUGUCGGUGGGCAAGCAGGCACUUGCAGUUGUCGUGAUUGUUUGGAGCUGGGGUUGAACCUAAGUUCAAUUGUUGCAUUAUGGGGUGUGGUGUAGUGGGAGGAUGGGGGCUAGGUUCCAGGGUGGAUAUGUCGUUAAGACCCCAAGUUAGAGCAGGAAGAUUUUUUUUUGAUUUUUUUUUUAUAGAUGUGUUGUUUGUUUUACCCCCCUCUCUGGUGUAUCUUUGCAUGUGUGUGGGGGUGUGAUGGUUGGCUAUCGAAUAUACCUCUCCCUUGCAUAUUCGUGGAGCGUUAUUUAGCCUGUGUCUCUAAGUGCUACAAUACCUCAAAACAUAACCAGUGGCAUACGACCUGGUAUACGAAUGCCUUUCUUACGCCUCGUUGUGGUUUUGAGGGGCGGCAGGUAAGUAAAGUCUCAAUGUCAGGCCCCGUUCGAUUUUCUGCAUGUCCACGGUGGCAUUGUCUGAGAGUUACCCCUCGUUGUCGUGUCUCUCUGAUUUGCGGUUGUGAGGUGAUGGAGCAAGUCAGCUGGGGUCUGGUGUGGUGUAUCUGGAGCCUGCUGUAGUUCGCUGUUUGGGUAAAUCUUUUUCGUGAUGGGUUCAAUGUUAGUCACAUAACCUCCCUGGAAGGACCUAGCAUUCGGUGUGGUUCCUUCAUGUCUUCUGGACUGGCGGAAGGUCUCCUCUUCUAUGUUCGUCCGAGGAUCCCCUCCUCUGCCGCUUUGGGGGUUAGCGUCUUCUUUGUUCCCUCGGGAGUCGAGCAAAGGUCUGCGCUGGGUCCAUGGCUUACCAGUCCAUAAUGCGUACCUCUGUAAGUUUCAGUGUUCUUAUGAAUGGCAUCACAUCCCUAUGUUCUGCUAUGAUGUAGUUGGUCCCUUUAAGCGUGACAAUAAGGGCUAGGGGGAAGCCCCAUCGAUACUUGAUGUUUCUAGCACGCAGUUGGUCUGUGAUCGGUUUUAGGUGUCACCUUGCCUGGAGAGUGAGCCAUGAGAGGUCUUGAUAAAUAUGGAUCUCGUGCCCAUGGAACAGCAGUGGCGGACUAGUGUCUCUUAGCUUCUUUAGUAUACGGUCCUUGUCUGUGAAGUAGUGUAGGCGACAUUUGAUAUCUCUCGGGGCGUCCCUGUUGUUGCUUUUAGGUCUGUGAUCUGUCAAAGUGGAUCGAUGUUGAUAGUGGUUUCUCUAAUAGUAAAUUUAAAUAACUCUUGCAGUGAUGCUUGUAUGUUUUCUGCCUCAGUUUCGGGUAUGCCCUUUAUUCUGAGGUUGUUUCUGCGCCCCCUGUUGUCUAUAUCAUCUAGUGACCUUUGAAGCUGAGACAUGUGGGUUUCAUGGGCUUCUAAACGGUCUGACAGGGUGGUAAGUUGGGUCUGUAUCUGUCCCCUAUCUCCCUCCAAGUCUUGGACACGGAGGCCUACCUGCCGGAUUUCAGCUCCCAGUCCCUUCAUCUUGUGCUGAAAUGAAGUUUCCAGUUUCUCCAGCAUAGUGGCGAUGUCUGCCUUGGAGGGUACGUUUUUAAGCAGGUCCUUUAUGUCUUGGUCCGCUGGGGCUGCUGAGGCCUCAGAAGCAGCAGGGCUAGGCGGAUUGGAGAGGUGUUCUCCCGCCAUCGGCGCCAUGUUUCUCUCUCCAUGUUCCGGAAUGCGGCAGGUAUAAUCUUUAAAAAAAAUGGUGAAACCGGGCGCCGUUUCUCAGCAGGUACCUUCCCGGUGCUUGUGUGGGCGCUCUGCGUCCGUUUGGGGUUCCCCAUGUUUGGUUGGCGCUCGUGUCCCAGCUGUUUUUAGUGCCUGCGGUGCCGGAGCCGAGCUAACAUGCGGCCAUCUCUGCUAACGGUCGGCCACGCCCCGCUCUGUAUUGGUUAUGUUGCUUGGAGUGUUCCUUUAAAGCAGACCUGCACCACUAGGCAAUAGGUAGGGGGCAAAAUUAAAUAGACAAAGCUUCUUCGGGCAACAGGUUUUGUUAGUGCCUAUCACACGCACACUAACAGACAUACAGCUUCACACACAGACAUGCAGACAGACAUACAGAUACACAACACAUGCACAGACAAACACACUUACAUACCGAUAUACGGCACCUCAGUGUAAUCGCACCCGAGCGGUGUGGUCACGCCGUCAUGGUGCGUGAUCGGCAUAGUUAUGUGACCGCAUCUGAUCGGUGCGGUCACACUAAAGGAGGGAGAGGUUACUCACCUUGCCUCCAGCACCUCUCAUUCCUCACUGCUGGAUCCUCACAGCGUCCGGAUCCAGCAUUAGGAAGGACGCCGGCUGCUGCGUUACUAGUGACGUAAACGUGCGUGCGGCGUCAUGUUUUCGCAGUUCACGCACCUUCUGGGGUCAUGUGACCAAAAUUGAAAAAUAGUAGGGCUUACUUGGUUAUUUAAACCCAAACGUGCAGCUGUUCAGUGCCCUGUCGUGGUUUCCAUCCUGUUGGUUAGCUGAGAGCGCGCUCCACAUGGAUCGACCGAUUAUCGGUGUUACCGAUGUUAUCGGCCUAUAUUCGGUAUUUCCGGCAAUAUCGGUAUCGGCCAAUUCAGAUAUCGAUAUUGCCGAUAAUAUAUAACAGGACCGCCAGGCUCAUUACAAGCCCGGCGGUUCUGGGGGGGAGGGGGGUGGGGGUGCGGCAGCAAGCGAGCCCCGCGGCCAUCAGAGCAUUGCCACGGGUUACCAGGGCAACGCUCUGCGUUGCACGCUGGCCGCGAGACUAACACUGGGGAGCUGGAGGAGCUGCUGGGAGGUAAGUAAACACUUGCUUCUGGCCCCCCCACAGCUCAGCCAAUGCCACUGGACCACCAGGGACUGCUAUAUCCCCCCUCCCUGGCCAGGUAACAAGCAGGGAGGGGGGACAACAAAAAUAAAUAAAUAAUAAUUAAAUAUAAAAAAAUAAAGUGUCCCUUCACACACACACUCCAUUAUAUACACAUACACUACACAAACACACUGUGUAUAUAAUGCAGUGUGUUUGUAUAGUGUGUGUAUAUAAUGCACACUACACAAACACACUGCAUUAUAUACACACACUAUACAAACACACUGCAUUAUAUACACACACUAUACAAACACACUGCAUUAUAUACACACACUACACAAACACACUGCAUUAUAUACACAGUGUGUUUGUGUAGUGUUUAUAUAAUGCAGUGUGUGUGUUAGUAUAGUGUGUGUAUAUAAUGCAGUGUUUAUAUAAUGCACACUACACAAACACACUGCAUUAUAUACACACACUAUACAAACACACACACUGCAUUAUAUAAACACACUACAUUCACUAUACGCACUACAUAAAUACACACACACUGCAUUCAUUAUAUACACACACUACACAAACACAUACACUUUGCAUUUAGUAUAUGCAGCAUUCACUUUACACACACACUGCAUUCACUUUACGCACACUACCCACACACUACACAAACACUCUGCUUUCAUUAUAUACACACUACACUAAUACACACUGCAUCCACUACACACACUAGACAAAUACACACUGCAUCCACUACACAAGCACACACACUACACAAACACACACUGCAUCCACGACACACACACUACACAAACACACACAGCUCCCCUGUCUAAACACACUGGAUCAACUACACGUGGCAUGUAUAGUUUGUGCAUUUACCUUUAGAAAUAGUUUUUAUUUUCCAAAAUGGUAAAUGUACAGAAUAUCUGCAAAUUAUAUUGGCUAUCGGCCUGAAAGUUCACAGAAUAUCGGUAUCUGCUCUAAAAAAAUCAAUAUUGGUCGAUCCCUAGCGUUCCAGUUUAUUUUGUCCGUAUUUGACUUAGUUCUGUGUGUUGGGCCACUGGAUCGUACUGACAGACAUACAGAUACAUACACACACGGACAUACAAAUACACACACACACACACACACACACAAACUCUGACAGACCCACAGGUCAAAAUAUACACUUUUAUAGCCACCCUCCAGUUUCUUACCUUUUAGGUGCUGAAGGGGGGCUUCCCUUGUAUCUAAUCUGCAAACUAAGGAUGUUGGGAGUUAGGGGCUGGCUCUUGCAGCCUGUAAUCCCCUCCUCUUUGCUCACUCUGUGCGACUCCAGUCUCUCCUGGCCUGGCCUGGCCCCCUCCUCACAGCCUCCCACCUGGCUUUGGUCUCCGCCUCACUCCCUCCCAGGCUGCUGAUAAGCAAGGGCCCAGUCGCGCUAUUAAAGCGCAACAGCGCCCGACCGUGCCUGUUGGGUGGCCCUAAGUGCAUGGGCCACCUGAUGGAGCUGCUAAUUGAGCGGGCCCGGUGCAGCUUAGUGGCUGCACCAGCGGUGGUUCCUCGCAGGCCAUAUGUUGUUCAGGCCUGUUUUAAAGAUUUAACAAAUGGCAUUACAAUCCAGUUCAGUCCAGGCAAACAUUGCAAAAGAAGAAGGGAAAUAUAAACGCUGUUUUAUUUCUCCUCGUGUCUAUCUGGUCUCUCCAUGUUGGCUGCCAGGUGCAAAAAACAGAGCUUAAAACAUUAAUUGUGAGGUAGCCAAGGUGCAGUUACUCAGUUUGUGGAUUUUAUUUUCCCUUUUUUGUGGCACAAUUGGCCAUAAUGUAAAUUUUAUUUAUUUUUUGCAAUCUUUUGGGUCAGCAGAAUAAAAAGAUGUGUUUAAAGUUUGAUUUCAAUAGACUUAAGGCUUUUUUUGACUUAGAAUAGUAUGUUAUUAUGUAAUCGUUAAUUUCACACCCUUGUGUGUACUUGUUAUUCAUAUACUCAAGAUUUGUAUGCUGCUUUGUCUCCUGAGUUCUGUAAUACACCACAUGUAUACAUUUGCCAUUUUUUCAGGAAGCUUACAGCAUCAUAUUACAAUAAGCUAUAUGUAUGGCACUUUAUGGGAAUAAAAGUGAAAUCUAAUGCUUUUCCUAGUACACUGUUGUGAAGGAAAGCUAAACUGUAGCAAUAGUAAAAAAUUUAACAGGGUAGUGCGGCACGUCAGUGUAGGUUUACUGGAAACAGGAGCAAAAAAUAAAUAAAUAAUUUUUAAAAAAUUUUUUGCCCAUAGGCCUUACUCAUGCGUGAAUGACUAAUGCCUAUGGACCUGAAACCUAUUUUUUUUACUUUUAGCAUCAUAUUGCAGACAUUUCCUAUUUUUUUACUUCUAUACUUGCUUCCAAGAGACACUUUGGUAAAGUGACGUCAUAUGUGUGACCUUACUUAGCAGCAUCGAUAUUUCACAUAAUUUCUUUUUAACCCAAACCAAAGAACUGUUUGGGAGAUUGACCCAUCACUAUAUAAUCACACAGGCCUUGUGUGUACUUUUUCUUUGAAGACCCAAGAUUUGUAUGCUGCUGUGUCUCAAAUCAAAGAACUGUUUAGGAGAUUGGUCCCCAGACCAGGUGAUCACUGUGAUAACAAGCCACAAUGAUCACAUUCAUUUAACUAACAGCCAAGGAAUUUCAUCACUAUGAAUUGUUCCCUGGCAAUCAGACAGUCUUUGAGCCAAUCUGUGAAUCCUAUUGCUGGCUGACUCACUUGUGGCCCUUUGACAACUGAUUGUGGCUAGCUAUAUAGCAGCAUUUGAUUGAGAACAGAGUUUGACAUGGUUCUCAAAGGGACGCAUUUUUUUAGUGGCUGUCAGGAAAACAGCCACCACUGUUACAUUGCAAGGCCAAAGCUAAAUGUCCCAUUGCCCCCAGACAACUUUAUUGAGAUGAAGUGGUCUAGGUGCCUUUAGUUGUCCUUUAACCCCUUAAGGACACAUGACAUGUGUGACAUGUCAUGAUUCCCUUUUAUUCCAGAAGUUUGGCCCUUAAGGGGUUAAGGGUGACUGCAGAAAUUCAAGAUGAAGUCUGGAACAUAACACCUGUCUGUAUUCAUUUGCAUGUGGAGCUGGGGAUACUUGAAAAUACUUGUGAAAAUUGUAGAAAUAUUAUUUCUCCAAAAUACAAUGUCUAAAGCAGACGUUUCCCAUGAGAUAUGUAGCUAAAACAUGACCUCAAACCGUGUAUUUAUCAGGGCUUGACAAAUUUUCUUUGAAUCUAGAAGCCAGCUUAAAAAAGUUAGGAAUCAGUUUUUUUUUUUUUCUUUUUAAACUAAGAAAGCUUUAUUUUUAAAUGACAAAAAUAUAAUUCUUAAAGUGACACUAUAGUCACCAGAACCACUACAGCUUCAUGUAAUUGUUCUGGUGUCUAUAGCCUGUCCCUGCAGGUUUCAAUGUUAAAACUCCCUUUUCAGAGUAAAGGCAGUGUUUACCUUGCUGCCUAGUAACACCUUUAGUGGCACUUACUCAGACAGCUACUAAAGGUGUUUCAAUGCAACUCUAUAAGGAGAUCCUGAUUGGUGCAACAUUCUGAGCAUGUGCAAUAGCCUCACAAUGCUUUCCUUUGAGAAAGCACUGGGUUGGCUGAGAUCCUCAAGCUUGAUUUUCAGGCAUGGAGGCAUUGCUUCAAAUUCUCUGAAACUGCUAUGUUUGCAUCUGCAGGGUUAAAACCUGAGGGACCUGGCACCCAGACCACUUCAUUGAGUUGAAGUGGUCUGGGUGACUAUAGUGUCCCUUUAACUUGUCACCAUUUUUUCACCAAUUUAUGUUGAGGGGGAAAAAAUUGAAUUUUUACAUACAUGUUGCAUUUUUGCUGAGAGUUUCUUACACUUGAUAUGUGCCAAUGUCAAAAAAAUCCCCCAAAUUAGGCUGUUACAUCUUCUGAGUAAAACAAAAUACCCAAUUUUUGACCUACACGCUAUUUUGUUAAAUUACAGUGCUGUAAAAGAGACGUGACAAGUUCAGGUUUUUAAGUGUGAAUUUUCAUGGAGGGUUUUGAUGUGUCCGUGUCCCACUUUGGAGCACUUUAGCAGGCUACAUAUUCCAACUACACCAUAAAGGCAUUUCUUAAAGAAGACAUCCCAGGGUAUUUCAAAAGGCAUAUUUUGAACCUUCGCGUGGGAUAAUUUUUCUGUUAGCUUGUACCAAGUGUAGUGGUAAUAAGCAUUUUUUUCUGCCUUUUUGACACACCGUGAGUUUGUACUGUAUAUUUUGCAAACCUUAUGUGUGCUACGGCUGUAUAAUACUUCAUAUUUUGCUCAGCAAUACCCCUGUAUGUACCUUUGCCAUGUAUAUGUGGAUGUUGAAGGGGCACAUUUGAGAUAAAUCCAAUUUAGUUUUUUUUGUUUUUUUUUCCAAUAUUCCAACUACCCCAUAAAGGCAUACCAUUUCAUAAAGAAGACAUCCCAGGGUAUUUCAAAAGGCAUAUUUUGAAUCUUGGCAUGGGAUAAUUUUUUCGCUAGCUUGUACCAUGUGUAGUGGUAAUAAGCAUUUUUUUCUGCCUUUUUGACACAAAGUGAGUUUGCGGGGGGCAUGGCCAACAGCGUGCAGCACCAGACGAGUUAAUGUGGAGCUCCGAAACAGCCCCGCGAACAAGCUGAAAUAGCAACCGUUAUCAUUUACAAACUGAGAAUAUUUUAUACUACCCCUCCCUCCCCCCAGACGACAGUAUGGGGUGAAAACACAAAAUGUCCUGCUGCCCGGAGGACUCUGGUUUGCCCGACAUCAGGCUCUCUUUUGAGAGGCCUGCGGACCGAAUACCACCCAAGAUGGCACCCAAGGCACAAAGCGAGGCAGAGAUCUCUGAAGACUCCCACGUGGAGGAAGGAUCAAAUGCCUCAAACAGAUCUAGUGGCGUAUACAAAGAGUCAGUCGGAUGAGGACUUGCCCCCAUCCAAUUAAAGGGGAUAUAAGACAGGCUAGAUGCAGCUAAAGUGAGUGACAAGGCAUGAGAUGGCCAGAUGCAAGCAACACACAGCAGUGUGGGAAAGCCUUACACACCAAAUACAAAAGCUGAACAGAACAGUAGCUGUACUAGAAUCCAGGCAUAGAAGACAAAAUAUCCGCCUGGAAGAGUUGGUGGAGAGGAUUUAUUCUCUUUUUCAUACAGAGGAUGAUAGCCUCUAUGGGCUUCAAAGGUAGCACUGAUCCUUCACUGGUGAUGUCAGCGUUCAGAGUCCACAAGUGGCUGUAGCCCCGGAGGGAGCACCCAGAGACACUAUCAUAGUCACUAGAUAUGUCACAGCAUGGUCUACUUUUUUGGACAGAUCCAGAGCCCUGGGGUUGGUGCACUUCGAAUACUUCUCAGUGGCCCUGUACACAGACCUCCCGUUCCAGUCUUAGCAGAGAGAAGACAGUUGGCCCCAAUUGCCAAGCGGCUGAGAGACCACUCAGUCAGGUAUCGCUGGGGGAUGGAAGGUUUUCUCAUAGUCUCCAAAAGGGAUAUAUCACUCACCUUAGCAUCAGCCGACAACUCAACAAGUUUCCUCCAGAGGCUGGACCUUCAACAACCACGACCCGGCCAGCAGUGACAGUCGCAGAAUGACUCUAUGGAGGGAGCUUUACGGUCUCAAGCCACACAAUCUGGGGUGGCCAUCUGCCGGCUGCAGUUUAAGCCGUGAAGUCCAAGAUAUAAUUUGCAGGCAUAACACAACCUCAGAGUUGAAGCGCUACAGCAGUGGCCUUAUAACCCCCAUUAAGGCCUAUGUCUUCCUGUGUGCUCAGCACAACUCAGAGUCUUGUUACCAUACAUUACCUUAUUCUAUUAAGAUUUUUAUUUUAUUUCACCGUUAACAGGUUUGGUCCGAACAGACUAUUAUGUGUUCGCCCUUAUAGAGACGAGCGCUCAAUAGCACAAGUAGCCCUGGACGCACAACAGAUCAAUAUGAUCUCAUCCCACUUGUACCUUUUCUCAUAUAUUGUUAUGAUUGUAUACCUUGUGUACUAAAAUCCAAUAAAAUACAAAUUGGAGUUUGCACGGUAUAUUUUGCGACUAUUAUGUGUGCUACAGCUUUGCAAUACUUAAUAUGUGCUCAGCUAUGUUGUCUGAGUACAACCAGACCCUUGUAUAUACCUCUGCCAGGUAAAUGUGGAUGUUGAAGGGGCACAUUUGUGAUGCAGCCAUUCAGUUUUUUUUUUUCUAACUUUGAAGUUUUAUGCUAUGUCCAUGUUCCAUUUUGGAGUAGUUUUAGAUGGUUUGUUAUUCAAACUACCCCACCAAUGCAUGCCAUUUUUAAAAGAAUACACCUUGGGGUAUUUUAAAAGGCAUAUUGUGAACCUUAGCAUUUUUUCGCUAGUUUGUUCCAGGUGUAGUGGUAGUGAGCAUUUUUAAAUGUAUUUUGUACUUCUUAAAACUUUUUUUUUAUUAUUUCUUAUUAAAUUUUUUAACUUUUUAAAACUUUCUUAAAACUUUUUAUACACUUUGAAAAAAUGUUUAACCCCUUAACGACCGAGGACGGUUCAGGACCGUCCUUGGCGUUUUUGCGUUGCCGACCGAGGACGUUCCUGAACCGUCCUAACGGUGUAGUGCUCCCGGUGUGGGGAGACCGCCUGCAGCCCAGACAGUCCCCCCAUGGUGGAUUAGGACCCCUGGGGCCAUGUGAUCACUUAACAGAGCAAUCACAUGGUCACAAUAGGUGUGACAGUAUGCAAUACCUACAUUCUGCUCCUCCACAUUCUGCAUGGAGGAGCUGGACGUUUCCAUUGAUAUGCAUUGAUUUAAUCCAUUUCUAUGAGUAGAUGUUGAUUGGCGCAAUGUUUUACAGCGCAUGAGCAAUAGCUUCUCAGUGCUUUCCUAUGGGAAAGCAUUGGUUUGGCAGAGAUCAUCAAUUGUGGUAAUCUCAACCAUAGAGACGGGGCCAUAUACGGGAAAAAAAGGAGAGUUGGGAACCUAAACACAGACAGACACAGAUACAUACACACAUACACACACGCAUACCAAGACAGACACACACACACACACACACUCACAAACACAUUAUUAUUUAUUUUAUUCCAAUUCGAUUCCACCUAGCCUCCCGCCCCAUGGGUGAGCUGGAGUGGAUCAGUUUUCCCUGUGGUUUAGUGGGUGUUCUGGGGAGAAGACGGCCGGCUGGUUGCAUGUAUUGUUGGCGGUAAGGGACCUGUGAUCUCCAUGCUCUGCUUACUUGCCCGCUGCUUAGUGAUGUUGGGGCUGAAGUGACGUCAUAUUCUGGCCCAGGCAUCACUAAGCGGUGCACGAGGGAGCAGAGCAGGGAGAUCACAGCUCCUUCGCAGUCAGCCGCCAGAAGACACAGGCUCCUAAAUCCCAGGCGCCAGGAAUGAAUUCCAGGUCGCCACGGAGAUCUUGCGCUUGGAAUUUGUCAAGCUCUGAUUUACAUUGCAGGACUAAAGGGACACUGCACCCAGACCACGUCAAUGAGGUGAAGUGGUUAGAGUGCCUAUAGAGUCCCUUUAAUUUCCAAGAUGUAAGACAAAGACUAGACAAUUUGUCUAGUGGGCCAAGUUGAGGUUGAUACAACUUGGCAAGGACCAGAGCUUCAACAUUCAGUUUUUGUCAAUUUCCCGCAGUUCAUAUUGAUGGGUGAGGGAAAAGCACCAAAGCAUCUUACACAUAGAGCAAGUAAUUCUAUGGGGGAACACAGUGUCUCUGGAUCACACAUAGAUCUAAGCUGAGAGCAAUAUGUAAAGCUCUGUGUAUGUGUGGCACAAAUCCCAGGCGCCUGGGAUAUAGGAGCCUGGCGGUCGGGAGGCUGGCUGGGGAAUUAUGGUGGUGGACAGCAAGUUGGGGGAUUAUGCAGGCGAGCAGUAUGCUGGGGGGUCAUGGAGGCGGGCAGCUAGCUGUGCGACUAUUAGGCGGAUGGUGAGGGAACUGUGAUGUCCCUGCUCUACUUCACUCACAUUGCGUGCCAUUUAGUGAAACCUGGGCUGGAAUAUGAUGUCAUAUUUCUUCCCUGGUCUCAUUAAGCGGCACCCGGGGUAGCAGAGCAGGGACAUGGAUCACACCUCCCUCGCCUCCCAGGAGCAAUAUGCACAGCUAGCCACCAGCCUCCACGAUCCCCCAGCAUGUCGCCCGCCUGCACAAUCCCCCAGCCUUUCGUCCACUGGACCUCACAGGUAUUGUCUCUGUCAUAGUGUGAGUGUAUGGUCUCUCUGUCAUAGUGUGUGUAUCUGUCUGCCAUGGUGUGUGUGAGUGUAUGGGUCUGUAUGUCGUGUAUGUCUGUCUGUCAUGGUAUACGUGUGUGUGUCUUUCUGUCAUGAUGUGGGUGCUUAGGUUACCAGACCCCUUCCGUUCGCGAGGGAAUAGUGUUUUUACUCAAUGCUGGUUUUACUCGACUGGCCCUGCCUUCAUUACUGAGAUCAUUAAGUUUUACUGAUCUCAGCCAAUUCAAUGUUUUCCCAUAGAAUUUGCUGCAAAACCCUGCACCAAUCAGCAUCUCCUCAUAGAGAUGCAUUGAAUUAAUGCUUCUCUAUGGGGAACAUUCAGCGCCUCCAUGCAGAGUGUGGAGACGUUGAAUAUAGGUGCUGCACACUGUGUGGCACUGACUCAGGAAGCACCUCUAGUGACCAUCUGAGUGACUGUCACUAGAGGUGUCACUAGGAAGCAAUGUAAACACUGUCUUUUCUCUGACAAGUCGAUGUUUACAUUGAAAAGCCUUCAGGGACAGGCUAUAGACACCAGAACAACUACAUUAAGCUGUAGUGGUCCUGGUGAUUAUCGUGUCCCUUUAAGAUUUGUAUUUUUGCCAUUUAAUAUAAAGCCAAGUAAGUUUAAAAAAAAUGGCUCUUAACUUUUUUUGCUGGCUCCUAGAAUCAAAGCAAAUUUGUCAAGCCCUGUGCUACACUGUAAGCUUUUUUUUUAUUGUUUGCUUUAUUGUAGGAUUCAGAUCCUGAGUGGAUAUUAUUAUUGUUUCACUUGUGGUAUAUUGAAAGACAUAUUAUAUCGUGCAUAUACACCUACACUGAUUAUUUUUAUAUUAUUGUUUUGUUUGUUGUCUGGAAAGACACAACUGUAAGUGUGGAGCUUUUGCUCUAUUAUUCAGCACUUGAUUCACCUUCACACAUUUGUUUUAUUUAUCGUUUUUUUUGUUUUGCAUUUUUUAAUAGAAUGCAUUAAUACAUUUCUGUGAGUGAUUUGAUGCUUGCUCUUGGUAAGGAAAUUCUCCAAGCACCAAAGCCACUACAACAUGUAGUGGUUACCCUACAUCGAUUGCUGUGGUUACCACCCAUUGUUAGUAGUCAAGCUGUUUGGCUUAUCAACUGGGGUCUGCCGUAUGCCAUUCCCUUCCUCCUCGAGAGCCAGGAGCUUAAGCUUAAAGGACCACUAUAGGCACCCAGACCACUUCAGCUCAAUGAAGUGGUCUGGGUGCUAGGUCCAUGUAGGGUUAACCCUGCAGCUGUAAACAUAGCAGUUUCAGAGAAACUGCUAUUUUUACGUUAGGGUUAAUCCAGCCUCUAGUGCCUGUCCCAUUGACAGCCGCUAGAGGCGCUUCUCACUGUGAUUUUCACAGUGAGAAGACGCUGCCAUCCAUAGAAAAAGCAUUGAGAAAUGCUUUCCUAUGGACUGAUUGAAUGUGCACGCCGCUCUUGCCGUGCAUGUGCAUUCGGCAUUUGCCGUCAGAAGAGGGAGGAGAGUCCCCAGCGCCGAGGGAGCCUGGCGCUGGAGAAAGAUAAGUGUUUAACUCCUUCAGCCCGGCGGGAGAGGGGCCAUGAGGGAGGGGGGGACCAAUUAACACUAUAGUGCCAGGAAAACAAGUUUGUUUUCUUGUCACUAUAGUGGUCCUUUAAGAGUUUCCGUUAGAUCACUUAGUUAAGUCCUGCAAUACUGGGCCAGCUCCUAGGCUACUAACGUCAGCUGAUCGUCAGUGACCAAAGCACUGCCUGACUUUGCUCUGAACUGAGAGCUUCCGUCUGAUGUGGAGGUUUAGAACAGCGCCCGUCAGACUCAAGGUAAGGCAGUUUAAAAUGGUCUAAACCAGUCUGACUACAUACAUUGGGGGGUGAGGGUUAUCAGGGCACUCCAUUAAACAUAAGCCCUACAGAGUGCUUGGAGUGUACAUUUAACAGCUUACUCAUGUAAAUUACUACAUUGGUCAAUAUUAUUUCAUUACAUUGAUACAAAUGUAGACUUGCCUAGGAAGCUACGCCCCAAGGGUGUCAAAUUUCUGCCUCCCACUAUUUUACUACAUUUUCUUCUUUAGCCUAGACUACCAUUGAAGCUGGCAGAUUUUUUUCUGAUGAACAGAUGGUUAUUGCAUAACAUUAGUAAAACCAGAGAAAUUAUAUCACACAAUGAAAAACAGUUUAGUAGCAAGCAACUAUGUUUAGCAAAAUCACCUUACAGAGUGUUAACUACAAUUAACACUGCAUUUCUCAAGAGUUUGCUCUUUGAAAUGUGUUGGCUAUCCAUAUUAAUAUGCUUCUUCCCUUAUCUGUUUUGUAGGUGACUUUGCUUGGAUUAGAUGUUCUUAGUGCCUUAACGGACAGGUUAAUAGAACGUUUCCGAACCUACUUGGUAACUGGUAAGUUGGCUAUAUUUAGCUUGUUGAUGUGCUUUAUGUGGCUGCAGUUUGUAAUUUUCUUUACAAUCAAUAAAAGUGCCAAUUUCAACAUAAAUCUUCACUUUUUUAACAAUACAUGCAAAAAGAUUAAGAAAAUUUACUUGAUUGUUGCUUGUUUCUUUUUGUAGACUUACCAGUAGACUAAGUAUGCCCAUUAAUAUUAUUCCCAGGGUGCUUAUUGUGAUAUUGUUGUAAUUUUUAUGCCUCUAAGCAGCUCAUGUCUUCAUUUAAUUAUUUUUAAUAAACUUUUCAAAUUAUCCUAGCAAAUUUUUUAAUUUUUUUUUAUAACAGAAUGCACCAUUAAAGUCCAAGGGAAUUAUGGCAGAUAAAACAUUUGAAUUUUAUUUCUAAUGGAUUGUGAUAAUCUGAAAAGUUUAUACAAAAGAUAAUGAUCGAGGCGUAAGUCUGCAUCUUUGUUUAAAAAUAAACAAAUAACAUAUGCUGUUACAUGCUUCUGGCAGCUGAAAGCUCUGAGUGGUGCAGGACUGAAGUCUUGGACUGAGAGUGACCCGCUGAUACUCUCAGCUAUUGAGCUAGCCCUGCAUUUCAGGGCUUAGCUCUCGAGAGCUAAUGGAAGUUCCUAGCAGUAGCCUCCUCUAUUCAGAAUUGAAAGAAAAAAGGCAUGUGAUGCCCAACAGAACACAUGUAAGAAGUGAAACCAUUGGCAUUAGGGGGCUAGGUGGUUAUGGUGCUUGGCGUUUUCCUUUAAUGUAUGUUGCUAUAGUAAAAGUUAGCUAAUAUGGAUAGCUAAAAGUAGGAAAAACAGACAGACUGAAAUAAAUAUAUGUAGUAUUAGGAUUUCAUUAAGUUAUAUGCAGUACAGUUUUUUUUGAAUUUCCUUGUAUUGAAUUCCUUUUGUAUGUCUAACCUUUAGCCCACUGCAGACAUUUGAAAAGAUUGUAUGCAGGUUGUGCUUCUUUAAAACGGUUUCCACACAUACUAAAUAAAUAGCGGAGUAUUGUCCUUCAAUAAGUGUUUUAACCCUUUAAUGACCAGUGAUGGAAUUAUUCUGUCAUGGCAUUCUUUCCCUAAAGGACUCAUGAUGAAAUAAUUUUGCAAUGCGGAAUUUUACCACCAUGGGAUGUUUCCAACCUUAGGUUUAGAGUUGGCUUUAGGAUUAUGUUUUGGGUUAUAGUUAGGAUUAAGAUUACGAUGGGGAUUAGGAUUAGGGCAAGCGAGUGAAUCCCUACACUGAAAUAAACAAGGUAUUUUUUCUGCUUGUUUUAAAAUUAGAGAUGGGAUUGAGAAGUAAGAUUUGUAUGUAAAAAAUAAAAUUAAAAUAACCAUACAACAAACUUUGAAAAAAUUGUGAAAUAUUGACACCUCAAUAAAGCUCAAAAUACAUGAGUGCUCAUGGUGUCCACAUUGGCAAAUUAUAUGCUUUUAUUGAGUAAUGGCUUCUAAAAUGACACCAAAUGCUCCUUUGACCCAUCUUAAAUUUGCCAUCUGUUAAAAAAAAUAAAAAAAUUGCUCAGGGCAUAUUAUAAAUUCAGCCCUGCACUUUGUACAAAAUCUUGACAAAGGUAUGCAAAAGGGGUUAUUCUGCACUUUGAAAACAUAGGUGAGCAUGAUUUAGUGAUUUGUAUUGCAGUAGCACACAUCACAUUUAAUAAAUAAACCACUAAAUUGCAAUGUUCAUGUCAAAAAUGUAAAAAUAAAAUAAUCUAAUAAACUUUGAAAGCAAUUGGUGCUAAACUUGGUGUACAAUAAGGCUCAAAAUAUACCAUAUAACAUAUCCUUUGAUGUCUACUUUCACAAAUGGUAUGCAUUUAUGGGGUAAUUUGAACUGUCAAACCCCUCUAAUGCCCCCAAUGAGACACAGGCCCAUCAAAUCCAUAUAUCAGAAUUGUAACUCUAAACACUGAAAUAGUCAGGUCUCUUAUAUGGCACUGUAAUAAUAUACACCGUAUUAGGUACUUUCACAAAUGAUAGGCCUUUGUGGGGCAAUUUGAACAGCAAACUGCUAUAGUGCCCCAGAAUUAAACAUUAGGCCAAUCAAAUCCAUUUAUCAAAAUUCUAACUGUAAACACUGAAAUAGUCAUGUGUCAUAUUAUAUGGCACUGUAACUUCCAAGAAUAGUGACAACGGCAUACAUCCGUAGUGUUGUACGUAAAAGAUGUAGCUGAACGCAAUAUGGGAUUUUUGAGAAAAUGAUUUGACUCUACUUUAUCUGCAGAGAUGAAAUUGAAAAGCUUUUCUAAAUGUUAUAAAUUAAAUAGUUUAAAAAAGUCACAUAUUGAUGCCUUUCACUUCCAAAUUCCAGUUAUUCCUGUUCUAGUAGAUAGACUUGGGGAUGCCAAAGACCAGACCAGAGACCAAGCUCAAAAUCUUAUAUUGAAAUUGAUGGACCAAACUGCUCCACCAAUAGUAAGAGUUUUUCCUUAUUUACUAUGCUACUUUUAAUGGGUAAUCUUUCCUCAUUUUCUUUAUAUAUUUUUUUUCUCAUUAUGUACCCCAUAAAAAUCAUUAGAUAACAAUUAUUUGUAUUAUAGCAACAGUCUAUUUUUCAGUAUAUUUCAAUAAUAUGCAAUCAUUAUUUCAAUCAAACUGCACUAUUAAAUAAUACUUUUCUGAUUAUUUUUUUCUUUAUUGGCUUAAACUCCCUUUGUUGUUGCCGCAGAUUUAAACUGCUUAUGUUAAUGCUAAGGGCACUGGGAACUUCUACAUGGUUAAUCAUUUUCUCAGCAAAAUUGUACAUUUCCAAAUUAAAUGGUUUCCUUUCAUUCAUGUAAAUACAUUUUUUUUAAUUAAACUAGUUCUGUCACCUCAAACUUACCUUUCUCCUUUCCCUUCUCUUCCUCUUUCACAAUCUGUUCUUUAUUUCUGAUGUAUCUCUUUUAAAGGGAUUCUCCAGUGCCAGGAAAACAUAUUGGUUUUCCUGGCACUGCAGGACCCUGUAAUGCCCCUCUCCCUCCCACCCCCCAUCCCAAGUUGGAAUGGGGGGGUGGAAGGGAGUCCAUCGCCGAUGUCCCUCGGCGCUGGAUCAGGCUCCGCCUAUUCUCCUACCCCGCCGGCUGACGGCGGGGGAGACCUAAUGCACAUGCAAUGGCCGAGCACGCGCAUUAGACCUGCCCCCAUUAUGCAAUGCUUUCCUAUGGGGAUUUCGGCGAUGCUGGAGGUCCUCACAUAGCGUUCUAUGAACACGGAGGUCCCUCUAGUGGCUGUCUAUGAACACGGAGGUCCCACCUGCAACAGCCUACUUACCAAACUAGAGAUCUCUUGGCUGGCAUGAAUAAAUUCCAUAAAAAUGGUGUUUUCCACUUUGUUGUAUCUCUUCUGCACUCUCCCAAUCAAUGUGCCAUUCUCUACUCAAUCUUAUACAUGCACAUAUAUAUGGAAGAGAAAACAACCCAGAAUUACUGCAUUCAUCUGUAAAUUGCCAACACACAUUGGGGUUUGGGGAUCCUGGACCUUAAGUCAUAUCCUGUAGCAACAAUUUUGGACCAGUCCAAUUUGGCUUCACUGUCCACCUCACUGUGGAUGUCCUUAAGUGGGAUGCAGAAUUUAACUCCAGUCAUACAAUAAAGGAAUGGUCCACCACAUUCACAAGGGUAAAGGGGCAUCCAGGAAUUUAAACAACUGAUAAUCCAAUUGCAAAAUAACCUUGAAAUCAUGGUGAGAAGCAUGUUUAAAAAACAAAACAAAAAACAAAGUGGUUGGUUUAAUAACAUAACUAAGAGGGAGGCCUCUAACCCGCCCGUACUGGUACCCAGCAAAUCAACUAGACAGAAGUACAAACUAGGGGUAGCGGAAUAUUUCCUAACAGACCUUACCCCACAUUGGAAACACUGACCCUUUUUCCUCAGUAACAUUGCUAUUACACACACUUUUUUUGUGUGCUUGUUUUGGUUAGUUUGUGCUUAUCAGAUCUGCAUGACACGUGUGGCCACAUUUUGCGAAUAAUACCCGUUGUAUAUUGCUACUUUGGUGUCAUGGAUAUUCUAUGGAACAUGUACUUGCUUUCAGAUUUAUGUGUCAUUGCAUGUGUUAUCCAAUUGAAAACAAUAAAAACUAUGUUUAGUAAAAAAAGAAAUGGGAUAAAUAAUAUGUUAUUGUUCUUUACAGUGUGUCUGGGAGAGGCUUGCUGCGGGUUUUAAACACAAAAACUUUCGGUGUAGAGAAGGAGUUUGCCUCUGUCUUAUUUCAACUUUAAAUAAGUAAGUUUUUGUGAAGUUUACACACACACUUAUCCAUUUUUUUUAUUUUCAGUGUAAUUUUUAGAGGUUUCUUUUAUUAUUUUCAUGUGGUUUUACAUGUUUUGCUUUUUUUUUUCUUCUCUUUAAGCAUAAAAUAGCCAGUCCACUAUUCACAAUCAUUAUUUGUAACUUACAAAGUUUUGCAAGUCUCUCUCUACUGCACCUAGUUACACCAGGGAACAUUAUAUGUACUUUUAUUGUGUAGCAGCCACUAGGGCCAUGCAGAGAGCCCUUCAGCAGAGCUCUCUGCAUGGUCCUGAAAGUAGAGGGGCAGCAAGGAGGUGGUCUGUCAGCUUGGUGUGCUUGACACCAGGCUGACAUGUCCCAUUAAGUGGGUGGACACAGUUGCGUCACUGGCAGUGCCCCCUAGAAUGUCCACUCACCCAUCGUGAUUACAUACCUCCCAAUGUUGAUUGGUAUGGUUGCGCGAAGGGAUAAAGUUGAUGGACUGGAUUUUCUCAAUUUACAAUGUAAUUUAUCCUAAAACGUUACUUGGGAUUUUAGAUGUCUAUCCAAAAAAGAAUAAAAAGCCAAAUUUUACUCAUAUUGGAAAAUUUUGAUAAUACGUCCAGUUUAGUUUUUUGUAAAAUUUUGUCAUCUUUUCAGAUCAUUCAUAAAGGCAUCUUUCAUAAAAUAAGCUGAAUUUCACUGACAAACCUAUACAUUUGGCAAUGGUACAAAUGAAAGAGUAACUGACAGUGUAUUGUUCCUUCACCUCAGUAAAUGCUAUGUGAUAGUGAGGAAUUUUCAUCAUAUCGCGAAUAAAGUAGGUACAGUAAAAAUAACAUGCACUCAGGCACCUUUAUACCUUUUCUUCAUGUGCUGUGUGUGCUGCAAAGCAGGGUGGCUCAGUUACAUGUGAUAGAAAAAUAAGAAAAGGGUCAGCGCUAAUAAAAUUGAAGUAACGUAGGCAGCGGCCCAACAGAAGGUAUCCCUCGAACCCUCUGAGGAGAGAACAUGUAACACAAAGAAAUACAGGAAAAGGGCUGCCCCAAUAGUUAUAAAGGCAUUUUUGAUAAAAUAAGCUGAAUUUCACUGACAAACAUAUAAAUUUUACAAUGGUACAAAUGAAAGAGUAACUGUCACUCCAUGUAACUGAUAGUGUAUUGUUCCAUCUCCUCAGUAAAUGUAUUGGGACUAAAGUUCUGAUGGAGUAACUGAAGGUAAAGUCCGAUAAUAUUGAGGUCUCACUCAGAAGUAAGUAUCUCUAUAAGGUGCCUGUUUUUGGGUGUAGAGUCCUCAAUGUCCUUAGUGGUCCAACCGUCCCGCUUACCUGCAAGACAAAAAUGAGGAGACCCAAUGGUGCAGUAUAUAAAAGCCAAUAUGGGUAAAAUAAACAAAUAUGUACAAUCAACUCACAUUUAAAAGAGCUAUAGCCAGCUCUGGUGUGAAGGGCGUACAGCGGUAUAAUUCCUGCUUUAAAGGAUAUGUGAUGGGAGUCCUCCAGAGGGAUGGUAUCCAACACUCAGGAGAGGGAUAUAUAAAAGACAGCCAAUAGUGCUCUCAGUAGAAUAAAAUAUGCAGUAAACAUAAAUAAAAAAGUCAUCACAAAUGAGGUGCAUGCAAACUGCACUGUGAUGUCAGCAUUGGUGGUAUGAUCCCCACCUUGGAUAUACUUGGAGUCACACGAAGGUAAAAGGAAGCCAGCUAAAAAAUUACAAAUAAAAAAGUGUAUUAAAAAGAUGAUUGGCACAAAAUUGUAACCAAAAAGCCUUUUAUUAAAUCAAAUGGUGGCCAAGAAUGUAAGUGUGACAGCUUUCUCCCAUCUAGUUUGUUACGACAUGGGAGGUAAGUGGGGGGUGGGGGGGAAGGGGAGACAUGGUUCUCAGGGGUCUCCCCCUUUACUCUGGCAUGCAUGAAUGAAUUUGAGCCAAGGACUCCAGCAUUCAGUAUAGAGUGUAUACGUAUUUACAAAGGAAAGAUGGAUUUCUUCCAUAAGUCUUAUGCUUUCUUCCUUUUUUUUAUCCAACCUCGGAUUGAGGGGCGGGUUGACUUUUUAUUUAUUUAUUUAUUUAUUUUAGUUUAGGGGGAUCAACAUGUUGGCUGCCUUAAGGAGAUGGUGUAUAAGAAUUAUUUUGGUCUUGGAUAAUGGAGUUGGAAGGAGGAGAAACAAUGAUACCUUUGGAGAGACUGGGAUAUCAAGCCCUGUGAUUGUUUGAAUCAUGUGGAUGAUUUUCUUCCAGAAAAUUUGUAUUUCUGUGCAUAGUGACCAAAUGUGGCUUGGAGUGCAUUUCUUCUGCUGGCAUCUCCAACAUUAAACAGAAGAGUUUGGAAAUAAACAGUUGAGGUGCGAGGGAGUGUAGUGCCACCUGGAUAUAGUUGUGUUCGUGUGUGGCAUUGCUAAUGGAAUAAUGAAAUAUAUUGAAUAUACGCUUCAGUUCCCCUAUGGCCAGUGAUAUCUGGAGUUCUUCUUCCCAUUGUGACAUGAAUUUAGUUUUUUGGGGGACCCAUAUCAUUUUGGAGGAUUUUGUAAAAUUUGACAGUUUAAAAAAAAUAUAUUUUUGUUGAGAGCUUGUGUUUCAAAACUUGCAUUAAAUAUAGUUUUAUUCCUGUGUGCGCUCAGGAAUACUGGUGUAGAAGAGAUGUACUGUUUGAGUUGGGAUACACUAAAGUGUUGGAGUGUCGAGAUGGUUGUGUCAGGUAUCAAUUCUUCCGCAGUUUUUACUCCCUUAGAGGAGAGGAUAUUACCUAGCUCGAGGUACUGUGUGUCAUGUAGUACUUUGAAGGCAGAAGUAGUCAUACCCGGUUGAAACAGAGGAUUUGUAGUCAGAGGGUAUAGAGGGAGGGGUGGGGAGACACACUGGGAAGGGCCUGUAUGUGUUGCAAUAGCUUUAGAGUCGGUAUGAUCGUCAGGUGGGAGGCGUAGGGGGGUUUAAGGAAGGUUGUUACUUUGUUAUGCCACGGUAUCGUGUGCAAUGGCACUUGUAAGCAGCUGGCUUCAAUUUGUGCACACUGUGUCUUAUUGUGGGAAUUAGCCCAUUCAGAUAUUCUCGUGUACUAUUGCCUGGUUUUGUGCGUUGUCAGGAGGUUAUAUGGGUGUUUGUGAACCCAGAUAAAUGUACUAAACGUGCUCUUUAUGGUGUUAAAAAAUAGUUUGGGUGUAGGAAUGGGUGGGGUCUGUAUGAGGAAUAAUAUCUUAGGUAGAAUGUUCAUUUUGAUUAGGUUAGUGUGGCCGAGCCAGCUAUAUAAAGGUUUGUUCAAUUUUGUCAAGUCAGCAGUGAUGGCCUUAAUCAGAAGGGGGAAGUUUAAUUCGUAUAAUUUGGACAAGUCAUGUGGGAUGUUGACCCCUAGAUACUUGACUGCUGUGUCGGCCCAAGAGCAAUGGAAUUUAUCUUUUAUGGCCAAAUUUGUGUGUGGGUGUAAGUAUUUAGCUUUUUGCAUAAUUAACUUGAAAGUUGGAGAUACGCUUGUAUAGGUCUAGCUCGGGCAUCUUAUCUGCUGAAAUAGAGAACAGGCGGUCAUCGGCAAACGCUGCUAUUUUGAAGUCAUGGUCAUCUAUCCUGACCCCCAUAAUGUGAUGUCUAUGAUGCCCUGCAGUAGGAGUUCUAGUGUGAGAAUGAAGUGGAGUGGCGAAAGGGGGCACCCCUGUCUCGUGCCGUUCCUAAUAUUAACAGACUCUGAUACUUGUCCAUUGAUUCAGAUUUUUUUGCAAUGGGUUUGGAAUACAGGGAUAGCAUCCAGUGUAUCCAAGUUGUGCCAAAGCCCAGAGCUCUUAGUGUCUAGCAGGAGCGACCAAUCCACCCUGUCAAAGGUCUGUUCAGCAGCGAUGGAUAGAAGUAGGCUUUGUUUUUGUUGUUGCUUGGUCACGUGGAUUAGGUUCAGCAGUUUGGUGGUAUUAUUCUUGGCCUCCCUACCUGGUACGAACCCAGAUUUGGUCAGGGUGGGUCAGUCCUUGGAGUAAUGGGCGAAGACGGUUGGCUAAAAUUUUUGUAAAGAUUUUUAGGUCAGCAUUAAAGAGAUCGGUCUAUAGCUACCCCGACAUAGGUGAUCUUUGCCUGGCUUGGGAAUUAGGGUUAUGUGUGCCUCCAACGCUGUAGGAGGGAGAGCGGAAUUUUGCAAAACAAAAGUUUAAAGCUUCCAUAAACGGUGAGGCUAGGAUACUGGAAAAGGUCUUGUAAUAUUUGGUAGUGAAGCCAUCCGGACCUGGGCUCUUCCUCAGUGGCAAGUUCUUAAUCACCGUCUCGAAUUCCACCUUCGAGAUUGGUAAAUCAAGAGUCUGUUGGACAUUACUGAGGAGCUUUUGGGUGAUUCUAGAGGCGACUAAAUUGCUAAUCUCUUCGCUGCUUGGAGGUUAAUUUCUAAUGUUGUAUAAUUUAGAACAGAAAGUGUAAAAUGCCGACAGGAUAGGUACUACAGUGGUCGGCAGGGACAACGCCAGAAGAGAGAGAGGAGUUGAAGAUGUGUCUUAAGGAAGGCACAAGACAGGGGGAGAGAGUUCUGAUAAAGUGAGAUGGGACAGGAUCGAGUGGGCAAGUGGUGGGGCGAGAGGAAAGGAGAAGCGCAGCCACCUCUUGUUCAGUAGCCAGGGAGAAAGUCUGAUGGGUAGGAAAGGCAUGAUCUACGUGUGCUUGAGAAAUAGAGGGACAAGGUGGGGAGAAUUCUUUCCUUAGCUCAUUAAAUUUUUCUUUAAAGUAGCAUGCAAAGCUAUUGGCUGUAAGGUUAUUUUGGGGAGUUGCAACAGCAGGGUGAAGAAGAGUUAAAGGUGUCAAAGAGACACCUGGGAUUGCAGGAGCAUGAACUAAUGAGAGCGGAAAAAGUUGGCAAGGGCUGCGCUGUAUGAACCCUAUGAAUCUAUAAUGGAAAAGCCUACCUGGGUGCGAGACUUCCUCCAGGAGCGUUCAGCACUACGGGAGCAUAUUUGCAGGUAGUGUGUUGAUUUAGUAUGCCACGGUUCGCAGCGUGUCCUCCUCGAAGUGCAUGUUUGGAGCGGGGCUGCAUCGUUCAAGGCAGUGGUGAAUGUAGUGUUAUAUGUGGAGAUGGCCAGUAGGGGACAGGAAAGGGUAGGGAUGGAUAGCAGUUGUGAAUCAAUAUCAGCUGACAGCUGCUGGAGGUCAAUAGAAUUAAAGUGCCCCUCUCCCUCCAACCCCCCAUCCCAUGUUGCUGAAGGGGUUAAAGCCGAUGUCCCUCGGCCCUGGGUCAGGCACCGCUCACGCACCUCCCUCGCCGACAGACGGCGGGGGAGACCUAAUGCGCAUGUGCGGCAAUGGGCGCGCCCUCGCAUUAGAUCUCCCCAUAGGAAAGCAUUAUUCAAUGCUUUCCUAUGGGGAUUCCGGAAACGCUGAGGACGUCCAGCGUAGUUUAAAACACUUUUUGUGUUCUAAGAACACAGAAGUCCCUCUAGUGGCUGUCUGAUAGAAUAAUUACACUUGCAGGGUUAAUGGUGGUGGAAGGAGGUGGUGAUCAGAGGGAGGAAAAAUAGAGUGUUGCAGAUAUUAGAUACUGUACAUACAUAAGAGAAAAUGAGGUUGAUGGCCCAGCUCCCAUGGGUGGGAGAAUUAGGCCACUGUGAUAGCCUGAGGGAGGAAAGAAUUGAAAGUAGUUUAGAAGCUACUAAGGUCAAAGGUGGGUUAAUGGGAAUAUUGAAGUCCCUGAGAAUUAGCAAUGGAAUAUUAGAAGCGAGGAAGUAGGAUAAUCCUAUGGAAUUUGCAGGUGCUGUAUAAAAAAAUUAUAAUGAUAAUAACCAGGGAGCAAAGUGGUCAAGGAAGAGGAGUUUGGGAACCAGGGGGGCGAUAAAUAACGGCAAUGUUAGAAGAGAAGGGUUUGAAGAGGCGAAUCGAAUGAAUUUUAAAUGAUGGGAAAGAGGUGGAAGGGGGGGUGGGUAGAGGUUUGAAGGAGCAGUGAGGUAAUAUGAGAAACCCUACACCACUACCUUUUACAUUUAGAGUGUCUUGGGUUGUGGGCAAGUUGAAGAUCACCAAAGGAUAAAGAUGCAGGGGUAGCAGUGUCAGAAUGGGCUAACCAUGAUUCUUUUAAGGCUAAUAAAUCUAGGUAAUCAGAGAUGAAGUAGACCACAGUGGAUUUUGUAAUAUUGCAAACAGAGCGUGCAUUCCAGAGGGCAGUAUUGAAGGAGGAUUUAGAGAAAGAGUAACAUGAGAUGGGUAUGAGAUUGGUGUGGUUCCUUGAGUUAGUACGUGGUAAGUUUGCUGAGAUGGGACCGGGGUUUGGAGAGACAUCACCAGCUGCUAGGAGCAGAAGGAUAGAAAGGAAGUGAAGGUGGGAGUAGGAUUUGAACGUUUUGUAGGAGGGUAUGUAUAUAGAGUAUUUGGGAGGAGUUGGAGGAGAUAGGCUAGAAAGGUAUAUGUAGAGUGCAUGGGAUGAAUAGAGAGGGGGGGGGAGUAAAGUGGAAUUAAUGAAGAUGGUGUUGCCAAGGACAGGUGAGCAGAAGGAUAGGGAUAUUUUAGUAAUGAGAGAAGUUAGUAUGAAAGUGAAAAAUAGAAGGGAGAACAUUAAUAGUAAUAGGAUGUAAUAGGACCAUAUCCGCACUCCUCUAUCAAGUGUAUGAACCUAUGGGGGAUACGUAUCAUGUCUAUUCUAGAGUAUGUUUUAGUGGAAGGAAAGUAGUAUGAGUAGUCCUUAGCGUAAGGAUUUGGGAUUCGCCAACUAUCACAGAGUUGGGCUUGGUCUAGCAAGUGAUUAAAGCGGCAACGUGCCUCAGUGUUGGUACGUUGUGACCUCUGAUGUGGUGCGUAUCAAGAGAUAGAUUCAUGUUCCCCCCAUUACUAGUCAACCCUCUGUGAAGGUCUCUAUGAUCCUGAGGUAUUUCCGGAACAAUCUACCCUGGUGUUUAUUAGGAAGGUAUAAAUUUGCCAAUGUUACCAAGUUAUGGCCUGUUUGGCCUUUGACCAGUAUUAUUCUACCUGAGUCGUCAGAGUAUUGUUCUUUAUAAGUAAAAGGGAUCUGUGAUCCUAUAAGAAUAAGUACCCCUCUUUUCUUGGCUCCAGUAAAGUUAUUAAAGUAUCCUGAUGGGAAUUUGCUAUUUCUAAGGGUCGGGGCUGAAUCCCCCAUCAAGUAUGUUUCUUGGACAAAGACGAUGUUUGCCUUCAUUUUUUGGAAAUCUUUGUUCGUUUUUCUGGGCUGUUGACUCUCCCCUGGCAUUAAUGGUGACUAUCCGUAUCGUGGCCAUGGCUGGAUAGGAAUCUAGUUUAUAAAAUAAAAGUAACUAUAAUAAAAUUAUAAUGAAAGUGAAUGUCUAGAGCAAGGAGGUGUAGUGCAACCUGUCUUGUUAUCACUACGGUAUAGCCAAAUGGAUAGAUUACCGCCGGUUUCUAUCCCAAUUCGUGGGGGCGGGGUACCACGGUCACCGAAAGUAGAUAGUAUGAGGAUUUAUGUAGCUUACGUUGUGAAGGGGGAAGCUAAAAUGUCAAGGAGUUGGAUUGAAAGGAGCUGCAACUUUCAAUAAUCCAUGAAAAUUAUGGUAAACCCUGAACUAUGCAAUUAGCCCAUAAUAGUAAAGAAAAUGUAUCUAUAUGUUUUUUUGUUUUUUUUAGUUUUCUAAAAAACUAUAGAACCUGUGUUAACUAUAUAACAGUCUUCAUAUCUCCUAUGAACAUCCAAGUGUUAUGUCUCACUCACUGGUGUUGGCCCAGAGUCCCUGUGUCCCCUUCAUUACAAGGAUAGCGUGUAUGAGAUUCUAUCUGAGCAUGGGAAGUGAAAACCCUCAUGUUUUGAGCGCCGCUGUGCUCUGGGGAUUGUCCCAAAGAAGCAAAGUGCCAGAGAUCCCCCCAAUUCCUGUCCCCCAACACUUGUUGAGAAAACAAAAAUACAUCCCCACACAGAAGGUAUACCCCACAUGCCUACAUAACACUAGUCUAAUGGUAGUGCGGGGUAAAGCAUGGAUACAAUGCAUUUUAAAUUGAAAAGAAAAUUGAGAGGGCAGAGUGGGGGUAAAAAAAAUGAAAGGGGCAUCAUCCCCAGCCAGCCAUCUCAUGUUACAGAGCUCCAGUCUAGCAGAGAAAAUUGCUGUUUAAUGCUUUUGGCGGUCCCGAGGCUGUGAGCGUCCUACUGUAGUUGAAGUGAGGCAGGCUGAGCUGAAAUGUCCAGUGAGCAGGAGGAUGCGAACUGUCCGGUGUGAAAGAGACAUUUUGGUGGAGAGGGGGUCAGUUUUCGUGUGAAAGUCCAUUUAUGCUAGAGAGGUGGUCAGAUUUUCAUAUGGCAGUCUGGUUAGGAGAUAAGAGUCCUGAACAUGUCUCCAUCCCGGAGAGAUAAUCUGCAUUUAGUUGGGUGCUGUUGUCACGGGAGAGGGGGUCUCCCCAGUGUUCCCACCGUUUCUCCUUCGUUUGGAGGCAGAUUGGCACCUCUGGCAUUGUGGCAUUAGGGAGGUUUGGAUAGCUUGCAUGGCUCCCUACUAAUCGGGUAUUCGGAUUUUGGGUAGAUCUAACGCCCUGGUGAAUACCGGAACAUCUUGAUAAACUGACUUAUAAGAGGUUAUGAGAUGAGUCGUUAUGAGAUGAGUCGCAAUAAGAGCAAAGGGAAAUCCCCAUCUAUAUGCGGGAGCAGAGUUGGUCAGUAAUGGGUCUUAAUGUUCUCCUGGCUUGGAGUGUUGCCCAUGAGCGGUCAGGGCAUAUUUGUAGGGGAGCAUUGUGGAAUAGAAGCAGCUGGGAUGUUUGGCGUAAUUCCCUUAGUAUGUCCUCUUUAACUGAGAAAUAAUGUAGCCUACAAAUUAGAUCUCUCUAUUAGGGGCUCCCCUGGGUUUCCGUGCUCUGUGUGCACGAUCAAAUAGUACAUGAACUACGGAGGAGAAGGUUGAAGAGCUCCCUUAGUGUUGCCUGCAGAUCUUCCUGGUCUGUUUCUGGGAGGCCUUUGAUCCGCAGGUUGUUGCGGCAGCCGCAGUUGUCAAUGUCAUCCAUUGUGCGUUGCAGCCCCGAGAAAAGUUGAGUAUGAGAUGAAACGUCAGCUUGCAACUGCCACACCUGUGUAUAUAAGACACAUCGCGGUUGUCUUCGAUGGCGGUAACUCGAUCUCCAACAUGGCAGAUAUCCGCACCUAUCGCCUCCAGCUUAGAUUGGAAUGAUACUUCCAAUUUCCCCAACAUAUUAGCGAUGUCGCUCUUGGAGGGAAGAUUUCUCAGUGCAUGUCUAAUUUCAAUGUCAGUGGUGAACACCGAUCCUGCAGAGCCCACUUGGCAGGAGGGCGCCUAGCCAUCUUUUGGAUGACUUGCGCACCAUGUUGAGGCCUUGUGUGCCUUGUUGGUGGUCUGCGCUGUCGCAAAAGAAUUAUGUUUUUGGGCUCCAGAUUUGCCCGGGGGAUGUUUCUUUGAUGCUUGCUGUGAAGCAAGGGAUUUUUUUGUGUGUCCCAUCUUUGGGUAUUGUCCCGAUGUAUUCGGCUUAGGUCGAAAAAUGUCUUGGAGAGAGAUUACAGCACGCCCAUGUAGCUCGGACGUCGGCUCAGCACCCUUUUCCCCAUACUUUUUAAGACUAAUAAUAAAAAAAUAAAAAUAAACCUGCCCAAAAGCAGUUUGUGUUAGAAUUACAGGUAGUCAUUGUUUUGCUACCUACCUGCCUUAUGACGGCUCGCACUCACGACCAGCUCUCUCGCAGAAUGACAGGGAUUCCCUGCUCUGCUGCGUUUGUCUAUGUUCAGGGAUAUUUCCCUGAACAUAGACGAACGCAACAGAGCAGGAAAUCCUUCUCAUCUAUGUUCGGGGAAUUUCCCCGAGCAUAGAUUAGAGGGAUUCCCUGCUCUUGUGUGUUCGUCUAUGUUCGGAGACAUUUCCCCGAACAUAGAAGAACGCAGCAGAGCAGGGAAUCCUUUAACUCCUCACUUCGAUCAAUUCGUUCCACGACCGGGUUGUAGGAAUGGAACUCGUUUGGUAAGUGAGGAGUGUCUGUAUUAGAAUACAUAUUGACAUAUAAUUUUUUUUGUCUUAAACUUUAUUUGCAAUAAAAGGGCACGGCUUGUUCCCCCAACUAUUCCAGAAAACCAUAUUGAACUAAAGGAUUGAGUCUAAUUACAACAAUCUCAUUUUAAGGUGGCGCAAGUACAGCGAUCAUGUACUCAUAUGCUGGACAGGAUCAAUAACGCUUUUUGAAGAAAUGGUCCAAAAUUUGAAUGAUAAUGAUUCAGGUAUACUUUGCUGGCUGCAAAGUUGCUCUCUAGCCUGAUCUCCUAAUGGAUUUUCCUUUUUUUACAAGCAUAUAGACAGUUUGAGCAACUAGUGGCAGCGGAGUUUGGAAUAUACCUUUAGAAGUGGGCUUUGAAAUCUCCUCAUACAUGGUCUGCAGUCAGUUGAAUGGGUUUCAGAUGUAGUUAGGGGUUACCAUCUAUGAGGUUUUUUUGUUUUUUUUGUUUUGUUUUUUGUUAUUUACGUCAUUAGCUCAAUUUUUUUCUUUUUGGUUUACAACAAAAUAUAUAAAAAGCCAAAGGGGGUAAUACUGAUGCAAAGUCUUUUUAUAUAAAACUUUCAUAGCAAAACACAUUAUAUAAUAAAAAAAUUAACAUUGAUUUUGCAAUUUUGUUGCAGGUUUGGUGUCCAAGAAUUAGGCGUCAGCAAACUAGUACCCCACAUAUGCCUGUUAUUUGGAGAUUCUAACGCUCAGGUAAGAUUUAUUUUUUUAUAAACACUAUGCAUAGAUUGUGUCUAUGGUUCAUCUUUACUUAAUUAUUUUUUUUUCCUCGAACAAUUACAAAGCUUUGACUCUAUGAAAUCAUUGACAUGUAGGGAAAUUGGCUCUCUUAAUCAUGCCUGUGGAAUAUACCAAAAUAUAAAGGUUUUCUCUUCCCUCAAAACAACCUCAUCUUACUGAAGUUGUUUUAAGGGCUCAAGUUCCUUGGCGCUCUUACCUGGGGUUAAGCUAUAUUUGGUGCCUGUCUGCCAUAAUAGUGUUAAUCUCGCAAAAAGCAUAUCUCAAAAGUUUAUGGUUUAUCAACAUUUUUUCCAGAGCGUAUCUUUUUCUCUGGCUUUCAAGCGUGACUUUGACAAAGCUAGUGUUGUAUCUGGGUGUUGGAGAAGAAAUACAGGCCUGGAGAAAAGCCUGAGAAACCACAGACUUUAAAGACAACACACAUUUUGUGAAAUUAACAGUACUUGCACGUGUGAGGGUUAACAAUAGGGCAGCUGCCUGUCUGCUCUAUUAUUAACCCUUGCACUGCAAUUUAUGGUUUAAGAAUAUUACAGACCAUAUUAGAGGAUCUCCCCUAUUAAUAUGGGAUCUAGUGCACUGCAGUUUUGAUUCAGAUUAUGUAUCUAUUUCUGGUUUGCUCACUGGCUUCUUAGGCAACCAAUAGACAAAUACUGCAGAUUGCAAUUUUUUUUUUUUUAUGUUUAAGAAAAAGAUAUUGAAUUGUUGUGAACACAAUGUACAUAUUCUGUACUAUUCACCAAAUUUACAGAUGAACAUAUGUAGUAAUGUAGUGAUUUGCAAUACCUAUAUCACAUAAUAAUAAUAAAAAAAAAAAAAAAAUUAUUUUAUUGACCAGACAUACACAUUUUAACCUAUCCAAUCACACAGCAACAGAACGUAAAACUACCACCUACUACCCUUAAAGCGGCAAUUAUAGCGAACUUACCUUUCUUUAAUCUAUUCCUCUUCUCUCCCUCUGUCAGGAUCCGUUCUUCAUUUCCUCCUGUCUGCUCUAGUUUUCUUUAAAACAGAAGACAAAGUAGGGACUAUUUCUCUUAUGGAGGUUUCCCGAUGCCUGACCAUCUAUGACCAGCGGAGGAGCAAAGUGUGCUCCGUUUCCUGUGGUCAGAGAAAAUUUCCCACAAUUCUUACUUUUCCUUCAUGUUCACGCGAUGCAUCCUGUCAGUAUUCCCGAAAGUCCUUUCACUUAGAACGCCAGCGAAACUACUGAAUUUCCUCCUAACAGAAUGAGAACAGUUUCUCCAUUCGUGUAGGACGCAAUUCGGGAAUUUCAUUCAAAUGCCGCAUCUUGCAGCUGCUUAGUAGAUAGCUCCAUAAUUCCCACUAAUUAGACUCAUAACACUGUGAUUGGUUGCUUUUCAAAUUAAAAGCAACCAAUCAGUCAAAUUACACAGCAUGGGAAAAUUCCAAAGAACUUUCCGACGUUGUGUAAAAUGACACAGAGCACUCUGAUUGGUUGAAUUUCAAGCCAACCAAUCAGAGUGCUAUGACAGGUAAAUGUAGAGACUCAGAAAGCUCUGCGCCUAAUUGCGGUGUGUGGGAGGCUUUAUAAGCCUUUCCCCGCCCUGCAGAGCUCAGUCUGUGCUGGGCCAUCCAUGGAUGAAGAUGGAUUAUUUUUUUUACCGACAGGAUUUUUAAUUUUUGGCGCUCUGAUUUUUUUAAUUUUCAAAAUUCGACGGGAUUUUCAAAAAGGUAAGUUUGUUUUAUUUAAAGGUAUUUAUUUUUAAUAAAUUCCUACCAACCCCCCUCACCCUAAAAAUAGUGAAGGGGGAACAAUACAUUUUUUUUGGAUGGGAGGUAUAUGGUGCGGUGACUAGGGGCUUGGGGACCCCUAGUCACCUGGGUACGGGUUACAUUUAGCCUCCACCCGCCGUUGUCAGUUUAAUAGCCCCCACUCAACCAGCAUGGUUUGGGGCUCUGGAGGGGGGUCCACUGGCUGUUCACUGUUUAGUAGACAUGCCCCUACCCAUGGCAUAGCGAGUGAGGGAAGGAGGACAUGGGGGGCUUAGGAAGUGGCGGGGAGCACUGCUCCCUGACACUUAUAUUUUUGCAUAUUACAAGGAAGAAGCUGUGUGCUGGUAGCUCUCUCCUUGUGAUAAACCAAACAAGCGAAGAGGUCUUUGUUCAUUCGUUUGAAAUUUCUAUUAAUUUAUUCGUCUUUCUGAUGAGCGAAUAGACGAAAUUCCUGUAGCGAAUGUCCAAAUUUUUAACUGGGCAUGCACAGGAAUUUCACAGCGCUAUCUAGUGUGGGCAGAUGACGUGUCCCACAGGGAAUUCAUCUACCCACACAAAGAUGGUGGCGCCCAGGACCUUGGUCCGGGCAGAAAAGAAAUAUAUUUUAAAAAAAAAAUAGGUUAUAUGGGGGCUUUAGGGGCAUUUGAGGGUUAAUAGGAGGACAAUUAGAUGUAGUGGAGUCGGGAGGGGGGGUUCAAAAAAACAAAACAGGAUACGGCCAUGACAGUGCCGCUUUAAUGUGUCAAUCACUCCUUCCUCUGAGCACAGUGCAUAAGGUCCACCACAUGUAGAAUCUACAUCAUCCUAAUUUAGAAAAUCUGACAACAUACUAGAUUUUCUUAACUAUUUCUUCUCACUUUCUGGUGCUUGGAGUGGCUCUUAAAAACUUUAUGGUUUAGAGGCAUAAUAGCAUAAAGAACAGGAUCUAAAGUUUAACUUAUUUGCCUCCAACACUUUUAUGUGUUUAUUUUUUCCUUUUAGGUUAGGGAAGCUGCACUUUUAGCCACUGUGGAAAUUUAUAGACAUGUGGGUGAUAAACUGAGAGCAGAUCUUGCCACUAAAGGAAUAUCUUCAGCAAAGUAAGUAAACCGCAUUUUAAGUUUUUCUUGAUACCUUGUGUAUGUCUUAAGGCUGUUUGUAAUGUUCAAAAUCUUGUGCCUGUCAGGCUUGUGUGAAGUCUGCUCUGAAGUCAUAGAUAACGGGUUUAGCAUAUAGCCAGAUAUAUUUUUUGGAAAUCACUGAAGCUUCAGCAACAUGAAUUGAAGAGGAAUUUUUAAAGAAAUUAAUAUAAAGUCAGGAAUACAAACCUGUAUUCCUAACACUAUACACUGAUCAACCACAACUUUAAAACCACUGAUCGGUGAAGUGAAUAGAAUUAUAUCGUUUCAGUGGCAUCUGUUGGGAUUAGGCGGCAAGAGAACAGUCCGUUCUUGAAAAGACAGUGUUUACAGCAAAAAGCCUGAAGGUAAUGAUUCUACUCACCAGAACAAAUUCAAUAAGCUGUAGUUGUUCUGGUGACUAUAGUGUCCCUUUAAAUGUCUGCUGUGUCUGCUGCUAAUGCCUAGAUGCCAGAUACCACAGGGCACACACGAGGCUGUGUGGAAUCCAGGCAUCAGAGCUGUUUUGGCAGCACGAAGGGGGCCUUACAUGAUAUUAGGCAGGUGGCUUUAACCCCUUAAUGACACAACUUCUGGAAUAAAAGGGAGUCAUGACGGAAUAUUUCCGUUAUGUGUCCUUAAGGGGUUAAUGUUGUGGCUGAGCAUUGUAGUGCUCCUGUCACUAGUUCCUUACAGGUCCCAACUCCCCCCCAGUUGUGAUUAAAAUAAAUAAAAUUAAAGUUUUUGCUUACAUUUUUUCAGUACAGAGACUCCCUCAGCACUGCUUACCUCUCCGCCUCCCACAAGGUUAUGGAGGAGGCAUGGCCUCCCCUGCAAUGGUCCAGUUCAAUACUCUUCACAUGCUGCGCAUACAUCCAAACUUCCUCGUAGGGAAGUUUUGAAUCAAUGCUUUCCUAUGGGACAUCUGCAUUAUGUGAACGAGUUUUAAUUAGGCAAUGCCGUGAAGCGUCUGUCAGUUUGAUAGACACUAGAGGAGGAUUUAACCCCUUCAGGAUGGAGACAAUAGUACACGUUCUGAUCAAAACAAAAUGUAAACAAAAACUGGAAUUUGCGCUAUAUGUCUGUUCAACCGUAAUUCACCCGCAUCAACCGUAAUGCACCCGCACUUAUUAUAUAUUAUUUUGUUCAGGAGAAACUGGGCUUUUAUUUCUAAUGAACUAUUGAGAAACUGUGAGAAAUUAAGAUAGUAGCCACAAACACUGGCCAAAGUUAUCCUUUAUAUUUGUUUUUGUGUGAAAAAAAGCAAAAAACUAAUAUUUGGCCAGUGUUUGUGACUAAGUGGCUACUAAAAAUGACUGUACAUACCCCAUUUGCAAUACCUUGGGUUGACUACUUUUGCAAAUGGUAUGCCAUCAUGGGGGUAAUUCUCAUUCCUGGGCUACCACACGGUCUCAAAGGCAACAUAACCAAUCUGGCAAAUUUAAAUGUGAAAAAAAUAAAAUGCAAGCCUUAUGUUUGACUCUCUAACUUUUCAAAACACCAUAAAACCUGUACAAUGGGGGGUACUGUUAUACUUAUGAGACUUCACUGAACACAAACAUAAGUGUUUCAAAACAGUAAACAGAUUACAACAAUUAUAUAGUCUGUAUAAGUGUCAUUUGUGUGAAAAAUGCUAAAAACUUCACUUUUACUAAAAAUAUCAUAUUUGUUAUACAAGUUACCAUUUUGAAACACUAAUAUUUGGGUUCAGCAAAGUCUCCUGAGUAAAACAGUACCCCCCAUGUACAGGUUUUAUAGUGUCUUGGAAAGUUACAGGGUUAAAUAUAGUGCUUGUGAAUUAAAUUCUCUGCACUUUCUGCCUGGGAUCAAAUUUUAAUUAAUUAAAUCACAUAAUUAUGUUUAAAGAUUACUUAAAUAUACAUGUUGAAUUUUAAUAUAUAUACAUAUAUGUAUUUAAAUUCUAUGUGUAUACUUGUAGUUCUUUAUAUAAUUAUAUAUAUUUACCUAUAUAUAAAUAUUUGCCGUUAUUUGUAUUUUAUAUAGAUAUAGAUAUAUAUAGAAUGUCAUUCUAAAUGUAUUUUGUUACCUAUAUAUAUAUAUAUAUAUAUAUAUAUAUAUUAAUAGCAAAAUACAGUUAGAAUGAAAUUACAUAUGUAUAUAGAAUUUAUUAAAAAAAUUUAAAAAUAUUUAAUUUUUUACAUUUUUGUAUUUAUAUGUAUAUAUACCUGUAUAUAAACAUUAUAUACAUAUAUAUAUAUCUUACAUAUUGUAAAGCGCUACGUAAUCUGUUGGCGCUAUAUAAAUGGCAAUAAUAAUAAUAUAUAUGUAAUGUCAUUCGAAGUGUAUUUUAAUACUAAUAUAUGUACUUAUAUUAAUACUAAAAUACACUACGUAUGAUGUUACAUAUAUAUAUUUUAUAUAUACAUUUAUUUUAAACAUGUUUAAUAAUAUUUUUUUUACACCUCCCACCAGCAGAGGGAAUGUCUGAUGUUCAGACAGUCCCCCUGCUGGCAGAACCACAGCCAGCUAUAGGGGGCCAUGUGAUUGCCCUUUGAGAGCGAUCACAUGGUCCCCGGGGGCCUGAUUUAGAACGCUACAUAGAACGCUGUAACGGCGUUAAGGGGUUAAUCCUGCAAUGUAAACACUACAGUUUCUUAAAAACUACAAUGUUUACACUGCAGGAUUAAAAGGACAAGAAGACUGCACCCAGGCCACUUUAUUGAGUGAAGAGGCCUGGGUGACUUAUUUUGUGGUCCUUUUAAACAUAUGCAAGGAGCAUGUGUUUUAAACUGCUUGAGGUAUUGCUUAAAAGUUAAUCUUUUCCUUAUUGUUUUUUUUUUUUAGUAUUGUUUUAAGAUAUCAGGAAUCAUUAUCUUACUGAGAGGGUAAUAGAAGCAUGGUUUAGCCUUCCAGCUGAAGUGGUUGAGAUUAACAAAGUGAGGGAAUUGAGUAAUGCAUGGCAUAGGCAUAAGGCUAUCCUAGAUAUAGAAAAUAUAUAUAAAAUUUUGAAAAUUGGGUAGAGUAGCUAAGCUGAAUGGUUCUUGUCUGGCAUCAUUCUAUGUUUUUGUAUUUCUAUUAUUAUUAGCAUUCAAGUGACACCAAUAUACAAAAAUUUACUUGGACAAAAAGAAGGCCCUUCUCUCAUGAGUUUACAUAUGUUACAUUUUUGAACUAUUGAAUGAAUUCUGAAAGUGAGAAUAUUUCCCGAUAUUUUAAAAUAAAUAAUGUAUGUGCUUUUUGGGUAGAGAAAACACUGAAACUUGUGUUGUGUAUAUCUAAAAAAUGUAAAUCAUGUUAUAUAACAAACUAGACAGAUUGUGGAGUGAAAAUAGAGGUCUCCUUACUCCUGAGAUGGUAUUAUUUCCCCCAUCACAUGCUUCAUUGCCAAAUGACUUUCCUUGAUGCCAUAUUUGUUUUUUUAUAUAAUACAUUAUGUAUCCUCUGUAUACUAUGUAACACCAAAGAGUCACUAGGUGGCGAUAGCCUUGUGCUUCUUUAGUGCAAUGCAGAAAUAUCUGCUCUUUCUGCAUUCCCUUGUUACGUAAAACAAGGAUUGAAAAGGUGCCAGACUAGCAAGCAGAAGUGAUCACGUCACCACUGGGAGGGAAAAGGAAUUCGAGAGAAAAGCUGAAUUUAUUAUUCACACAGCCAGGAAGCUAAAUCAGCUGAAGCUAACUGCAAUUUAUUUGUGAAGUUCGGUACCUUGGAAUGGUAAACCUCAAUACUAGGAUUAGGUGGAUUCUCAAUCAACAUAUCGAAGAAGACAUUUGCAUAUGCUCAUCUUUUAAGGCAAGCAAGACUAGGGCAAUAAUUUUGGUUUGUUUUUGUUUUGUGUUGCUGUUUUUUUUUUUUUUUAAUGUUAAUAAUCCUAAUUACUUGACUGCUCUGAAUGAAUGAUUUUCCUUUGAGGCCUAAGCAGCCUGUGAUGCAUUGUACUGCAUUGUUAGCUUCACUGGCACAAAAGAAGCUAAUCCUAUUUCACUGCUCAAAACAUCACUUCUAUAACCGUGCUGCAGUGCUGUCGACUCUAGCUGCGUAUGACAUUUGCAGAAAAACAGAACUUGGUCCCUAAGGCAGCUUUGAAUAAAAAAAUAAAAUAAUCUGAAAUAUGAUAAAGCUGAAAUACAGGAAGACAUUCCAUAAAUACUGUAUUGGCAUUACGAUGAUGCUUUAUGGUUGCCACAGAGGCUUAGUGCUCUUACAUGUCUGACCUUGGGUUAGUCAUUUAAUCUGUGUAUUCUUGUUGUAAUACUUCCAGAACAUUAGUGUUUUUCAGCCGUUGUUUUUUUAAAAUCCUAUUCAUGAACUAUUUAAAAAAAAUUUUUUUAUCCCUUUUCUUUUGUUUUAUAAAGUCUUUAAAUAGGUGGCACUAUAUGAAUCUUAACCUGUGUUUAAACUGUAUGAUUUUGAUUUUAUAUUUAAAUAUAGUAAUGCAGACCUGUUUUUUUAUUUACUGACAAAAAUAACUUUGCAUACUAAAUAGAAAUGAUGAUGUAGCCAUUUGUUCUAUUUUUGUUUCUUUUUAUAUAUUGCAUAUAAAAAGUCAUGUGUAAUGUUCAUUUUUAAAUGAAUGAUAUUUUGCAAAGAUUAACAAAUCCAUAUUCACACCGCAAUAGCAUAACUUUUAUCCUAGACAUAUAUUUUAUAUUUUUUUCUGCACAUUGACAUGCAGAAUAAUUUUAUUAAGCCAUGUUCAAGUUAAAUGAAUACCAUUGUUUUUAUAGCCACAAUAAAUGACUAGGAUUUAGCUGCAUUUUUGAGCAUGUAUUAAAUGUUCCUUUAAGACAUAUAGGUUUGGACCAAACCUCUGUGUAUUUACAGUUACUUUUCAAUUAGUAACUUAUUCAGGCCAGAAGCGUUUUAGGUACUUUGAUUAACCGCUACAGUUGGGUGGUUGUGAUUAUUUAGGCUUUAAUGCUGUAUUUAUUUUGUGAACUAAUUUUAUUAUUGAAUAGUGGCCAUAAAUGGUUAAUUAUUUUUUUACUAUGGAGUGAGUGGGUAAAUAUAAUAUGCUUUACUGUGUUUUUUUAUUGCGGGUUAAAAAAUGAAACUUUGAACGCUGUCAGGAGAGCAGUCAUCUGCAGUCAUCUGAGAAUAACUGAUGUAGAUUGGAGACAUUAUGUUAGCAACAUCCGGACAGGCCUUUUCUCCCCCUUUCUUUUUUUUAUAUAUACCUGCUCCACAUUUUAAAUGUCUGUCUGCUAUUAUCCAUAACAAUAAUUAUAUUUUUUUCAGUGGGUAUAUAAAAAUUGUGACCUCUAAAUGUUAUGUGCUUUUGUAGGACCUACUGAAUUAAUCAUAUGAAGAAAACCGAUCAUUGAUUGUGUACUGCUUUUAAAUUGGCAAUAAGCUAUAUACCUGGAAACUGAUAUAAGAAUUAGUGGUAGCAUCACAUACCUAUAUUUGUUAUGCUACAAUCUAAUCAACCCUAUCAGUCCAACAGCACUUUUCAUUUUAUUACACCUUGCAUUUCAUUGCCAUUUUAAGCAUUUGAUUUUCUCUUUCCCCACAAAAAAAAAAAAAAACAUGUUUAUUUAAUUUCACAUGCUCACACAUUGUUGGCUAAAGUAACUUAACACCUACAAUGCUGUACACGUUAUACAUUACUGAAGAAAUUCCACAGAGAACUUGUUCUCAUUCUUCAUUUCUCGGUAGAUGUCCAAGAUAUUUCUCUGUUGAUGUGUAGAAAUCUUUUGCAAUUCUAUGAACCAAAAAAAAGAAAUCUCCCUCUAUAGCCAAUAAAGCACACAGGCCACUUAAAACUCAAUUAAGUGGUCUGGGUGCCAUUGUCCUGUAUUUUUAAUCCUGCAACAUAAAACAUUGCAGUUUUCGAGAAACUAGUGAAUGUCUUCCUGACAGACACUAGAGGCACUUCCAAUGUGACUGCUGAGUUUCACUCAGUCAUGUGACAUUUUCUGUUCUUAUGUCAGACAUCAUCAAAUGCUGCUCAUAGGGAAGCAUUUGAUUCAUUGUUUAGCAUUUGAUUCCCUACAAGAGUCAUCUGACUGAACAAGCGUGGCACUUGCUGUACAUUCAUUCUAGUCCAUAUGAUUCUCUUUGUGAAUCAUUUGAUUGGAUGAAGUGUUAGCAGACAGAUGAUGUUGCUGGAGAAGAUUUUUCCAGUUGCAUGGGGUGAGUCUUGAAACUGGAAAAAAGGUUCAUUUUAAUAAGUAAGCGGAGGCCAAAAAUCUAACUAGGCACUAGAGCACUAUAGCUUUAGGAAUACAUGUUUGUAUGCCUAACAAUAUGGUGUUCCUUUAACAAUACAGCUUAUUGUAAUUGUUCUAGUGCUAGAAAGGAAAAUAAGGUUUAAUUUUUACAUUUGGAGGCAAUGCUUUAGUGGUGUCUCCCCAGGGGUAUAAAUUUUGUAAAUUUGAAGUAGCAGUCAAGUCAAGAAAAUGGUGGUGAAUUAAAAGUAAGAGCACUUCAUGGGGACCCAGUAACCUUUUAGUAAUUUAAAAAAGAAAAUCUGGUUAUUUGGGGUGUGGGAAUCAGCAAUUAUAAGGAUUUUACCAUGGGACUACACGUACCCUUAAAUAUCUUAUACACUCGCCACUCAUUUUUUAUCGUUCUUUAUUUUUGUAGUGCAUGAGAGGUCAGACGUUCACAUAGGAACAGUAUAACAUAUACAAGAGUAUUAUAGUAUAGCUUCACAGUGUGUCCAGAGUUACUGCACUAUUUUUUUUUCUUUCCGGAAAUAACACCAUAGAGAAACAUCCAAAACAUAAACAAUAUUGAUUAGGUAAGCAGUUAGUAGAGACAUGUGGUGAAAAGAAUCACUACUACAAUAGGUAUAUAGAAGAUUAAUUCUAACUUGUUUGUCCUCCCUUUAGUGGAGGGUGGUCUAAGAGUCCAAGAAGUGGGUUGAGGUGAUGUCUUCUGAGUGUAUGUAAUGGUAGGAUAAGUAGACUACUAAGUAGCGGUGUCAGCUGGGGAGCGUGCCCAUUAGGCCCACCAUGUGUCACCGUGAAAGAGAUGUGUUUUAUGGGGUGUAAGUAUAACCCCUUGUCAUGAGGUCCAAUGUGAGUGGUUACCUCUAACCAAUGGGGCAGCGGGGUUGCAGGCCCAGUUGUGGUGCAUAGUGUUGUGUGUUGCUAAUUGCCAUGGGGUUGCUAAGGACACACGUCCAUCUGUGAGUGUUCUAACUUAAAGGAUAAGUGCGUACAAAGGGAAAUCAAACUGAACAUAAACUUCAACAUUUCUGGAGUAAAGCAUUGCCCCAAGGUAUGGCAUGCUCAAGUCCCUGGGUCUGAGGCACGGUCCUGCCCGGGAUGAAAGGGACUAUAUUGGAGGGAUCCCAAUUCGGGGUCUUAUUGUGGCCUGGGAACCCUGAGGCAUCGGAGCGAGUCCCAGUGUCUUUAAAAGAGAUGGAGCCUUGUGAGGAGAGGAUGUUUUUAGGACAGUUCCGUAUGACAGAUCAGAAUCUUGGCACUAUCCAGCGGUAAGGUAUAUCAGCCUCCUGGAGUUGGCUUGUGAUCUCCGACAUUGUAGGGUAGCUCUAGUGAGGUCUUGGAUGACUGGGAUUUGUGCAGAUACAAAGGCGUAUGGUGUCUUGCCUCGUAAAGCUGCCAUAAUGAGCCUCUUGUCUUGAGCAGUGGAGCAUCUUGCUAUGACAUGACUGUGGCGAUUUGUUGAUGCAGUAUACGCCAUCAAAGAUAGUCUUCUUGGCUUGAGUUAGUGGUAGGAGGGUGGAGACCAGACGACGCAGGUAGUGCGGCAGUUCUUCAGCUGGAGCAGCGUCAGGGAUACCACUUAGUUUGAUAUUGCAGCGUCUGCUUUUAUCUUCCAGCAUAGCCAUCUGUACGGUUGGAGUUGUGUGAGGUGUGCAGGUCUUGCAGGGAAUCCUUCAGGGAAGACAUGCCUGCCCUUAUAUCCUAAAUGUCUUCUUCUGAGACUCUGACUCUGUCUGUAACUGCCUGGAUCUCUGUUUUUAACAAAUACAAUGUCUGCAGCAAAUAACUUUUGUAUUUUUUUUUUUUUUUAAAUACGGUAGGUUCUCAAUGUCCUGUUUAAUAGAUGGGACAGUGUUUUUAUUAGUCCCUGUACUGGCCUCGGGACACGUGGCUGGCCUCCUGGCCAUCGCUGGCGGCCAUCUUAGUGGGUACCUGCCUUUGCACCAUGGUGCUUAUAGCCCUGGUUUCAGCUGGGGCUCCCACAGCAGGCUUCUGGGAUCUGUGUCCAUUUGUGUUGGAUUGGGGCCGGGACUGAAGCCCUCUGCCCAGGUGAGUACUCUGUGUGUGUGGGUUUUCCAAGGGGCUCCUGGUAGUAAUAUGGUAUUAGGACAAGCAGGCCCCUACCUUGCAGCGUGGCCGUUUCGAGCCAGAGCCGUACAAAGAGAGGAUUGAUCUGUAGGGGUUGAUGUCCUGCAGCAGGUGGGUUCCCUUUUUCAGGGUAAUGAUCUGUAAAGAAUAAAAGAACCCAUAAAAUUGUAACAUUCUUCUUGGGGUUUGCUGAAGGACUUUUAAUAUGUACUAGAGCAGGGAUAGGCAACCUUUUUAGAAGAACUGUGCCAAAACGAGAUCUUGAAAUCUUUUGACGUGCCGGUGCUAUUUUUAUAAAUUGAGCUUUGUAUGCUGCUGUAUUCUGCUUGUGUUAUUUAUGGCUACCUCAGUUGCUUUGUUGCAUUGUGUUUGUGCGUAUGUGGGCUUUAAUAUUGUUGUAUAUGUUAUUAUUAUCGCCAUUUCAUGAAUAGUUUUUAAUAUUGUGUAUGAUACUUAUGAAUGUUGGAUUUGUAUAGGGAAUUGUGUGUCUGGAUGAUAGGACACAGUUUAUUUGGUGGUGUAUGUGUGGGACUGCUUGUUUGGUUGUGUGCAUGUAUAUGGAUUUUUAGUGUUUGUGUGUGGGCUGUUUGAAUUCUUUUUAUGGAGGUGGGCUUCUUCUGCGGGUCUGUGCAUAUUUAGCAGUGUGGGUGAUUUCUCUGGGGUCUAGUGUGGACAAGGAUGGCCAGGUACAGGGCAGUUCUACUCAGUGUGGAUUCUCCUUCACAAGCCCUGGGAGGAAGUGAUCUGAGAUAUCUCAUUGCUGCAAUGUAUAAAUUGGGGAUUGUCCCGAACCAUCUGCAGUCACUGCUCGAUUUGCACUAGCAGAUAUCUAAAGUCCCACUGGGACUCAUUAUAGGCCAGAGCCAGUUUGGCAGCCUGUGGCACCCUUGAAGGCCGUGCAAAGGCACCUUGGGUGGCAUAGGUUGCUGACCCCUGUACUAGAGUAUCAGUUAGCAAUAUAGUAUUGGGGUACCCAUUUGUAGUUGACCCAGUAAAUAAAGCCAAGCUGAAGCUAGGAAAGGCUCUGUCCACCACCUCAUAUUUUUUCAAAUCCAUGCCAUAAGCUUAUCUCUGGGAUUCUGUGCUACAGCUUAUUCUGAGUAAUUUGCUCUACUAUUGAUAGCGAUCAAGACCUGGAAUAAUAUGUAAUAUAAAGUUACCACAGACUGUUAGUGAGUAUUCUAACACAUGUCUCCAUCAUUUGCAUUAUUAGGCACCACAAUUAGCAUCUAUAAUACUGCAUUUGUUUAUUUACAAAGUUUAUUUUUUUGGGAGAAAUUACACAGACAUUAGACUGAUAUCCCAAGGUUACAUAUCUAAACAUAUAGCAGAGAAAUUAGCAGUUAUUUUGUGUAUGAUUUAUUUUAGAUUGCAUGGGAGCCCGGCGCUGGAUUAAGGUAAGUAACUAAAGGGGUUUUAGCCCCUUCAGUACCAUUGGAGGGAGACCCUGAGGGUGGGGCAAUCGCGGGCACUGUAGUGUCGGGAAAACCGCUUUGUUUUCCUGAAACUAUAGUGAUCCUUUAAGUCCAUCACAAUUUUUCUGCACAUUUUCCCCACAAUCAUUUGCAUAUCUCUUGCCAUAGAUUACUCCUUGAUAUAUUAUUUAAAAUGUUUGUUUUUUCCUGGUUUUCUUUUAAUAACACUCUUAUCUAUGAUUUCAGUAUACUUAUACUUUCAUUUUUAUUUGUUAAAAUUUAUUUAUUUAUUUAUUUAAAAUUUAUGUUCUUUUUGGGGUUGUCUUGCCCUCUUUGGCUAUCACUUUCCCAUUUUCUAGUUAACCUAUCUAAUUUUUUUCCCCCAGUCAUAAUUGUCUUAAUUAUACCUUACAUAUGAUGCCUCUGAUUUGGCUGAUUUAAGUGUUUUAAAUACCUCCCCACUAAGCCACAUUGGUUUCAGUUUGUUUCAUCAAUAUUUAUUUCCCAAUGGUACAUACCGAGAAGUGAACAUUUCUAAGAUGUGUUUGAUAUUCCAUAUACCCUUUGUCACUCAGUGAGUUGUAAUUGUAAAGCUGUCCUUAUCCAGGCAUUUUUAAAAUUAUAUUUUAGCAUAGGUCAUGUGCAUUUGCUUUUUGAGUUUAUUUCAAGAGACACCAUGUUGUAAAUACAUAUGAGUGGACCUAUCUGCUCUGUCAGCCUGCAUUGUAUAUAUGUCUAUAUGAUAUGCAUGGUGCAUUUUUUUCCAUGUAAAAUAUCAGCAUAGACAUAAAAGCUAAAAUGGUUAGAGGAGCACUCCAAGCAUCAACACCACUACCUCAAAUUGUAGUGGUUAUGGUACCAGGAGUUGCAUGGCACCCCUUCAGUGUAAGUUGUCAGACUUAGACAUUUUUUUAAUUUAGAAAGCUUUUACUUGGGGACCACAGGGUGCCCCUUCCUACCUACCUACGGCCUCCAGGAGAGCCAGCAGCUCUCUGCCUGAGCUUUGUCCGAUGAUGCAGGACUUUGCUUGUUUACUUAGAGUCUAAAACCAAUCAGCUGAUGCUCUCAACCGAUAAGUUAGUCCUGUACUGCGGGACUUAGGAGAACAAAUAAACUCCUAGCAAAAGCUUCCUGGCUAUCCUUGACGCAUGGAUCGGAGGAGAAACAGAAGCCUUGUCUUAAACGUCACUACAGACACCCAGACCAUUUUGUCUUCGUGAAGUGGUCUGUGUCCAAUAUCCCUGUCUGUUGAAGCCUGCAAUAUUUACAUUGCAUAGUUUAAAUGCCUCCUUUAGCCGUCACACUGACAGCCAUUAGAGGUUCUUCUGUAUAAUUUGCAGAGGGAAACUUGGCGCAUAGAGAUCAUCUGAUUGGUGCAGUUUUUUGUCUCGCAUGCGCUUUAGCUUCCCAAUGCAUUUCUUAUGGGAAAACAUUUGAUUGGCUGGGCUCAUCAAUCAGGUGGCAGAACUCCUAAACUGCUACGGUAACAGGGCACGAAGGUGUUAGGAAUACACAUUAUUGCUAACGCUAUAUUGUUUCUUUAAUAUCUCCUUGUUUUCGUAUGAUUUCUCUAUGGCAGCUGUCCGUUGCAGAGGACAGAUAUUUAUAACCAUGACGGAAAGGGAACAAAGAUUAAGGUACCCAAUUGCAGAUUGAAAAUGCGUUCAUUUUUGCAUUCAAGUUUUGUUUCCACACCUUGAUAUAAGUGAUAUAAGGGAUUAGUAAACAUAAAAUAAAUGUGUGUGUGUGUAUGUAUGUGUAUAUAAUUUACUUUGUAGCAUGAACAUUUUAAUACUACCACCCAUUUACCCGUUAAGGACUUACUAUGACUUGCUAUGACUGUAUAAUAUUUCAUAUGUUGCUCAGCUAUGUCGUCUGAGUACAACAAUACCCCCGUAUGUUCCUUUGCCAAGUAUAUGUGGAUGUUGAAGGGGCACAUUUGAGACGCAGCCAUUCAAGUUUUAUGCUGUGUCCAUGUUUCAUUUUGGAGUGGUUUAGCUGGUUGGUUAUUGAAACUUCCCCACAAACACAUACUGUUUAUUUAAGAAUACACCCUGGGGUCAUUCAAAAGGCAUAUUUUUUACACUUAAAAUUUAUAAAAAAAUAAAAAAAAGUUACCGUUACCCCUAACUAGAGAGCAGUAAGCAGCACUAACAGUAAAUUCCCCAAUUUCCCAUAACUCCCACCCACCCCAGCUAGCAAAAUAUAUAAUUUUAAAAUAUUUAAAAUCAGAUCGCAGUAUCUCAGCUCCUGUCUCCGCUCUUUAAGACGGUGAUUUACGGCCAAAAGUUCCCAGCCGUAAAGGCUGCAACAUGUCGACCAUAAGCCCUGGGGGAUUGCAGACCUGCGGAAGGAGCCUCCUGGAAUGUCCACCCACCGGAGGCACAUUGUCCUCCGCCUCUAGGUUUGAUGGGGGGCCUGGAGAGAUUUGUCCCCAACGCAGUGGGCCAGACAGUGUGGAGCAGCGGUGUAUCGCUGACCGCGAGUGAAGCACCAAGCGUGUGGCCAUUGCUGGGAGAGACAUUUCAGGGGAUGACGCCUCACAGAGUUCCUGAAGGUGCAGGAGAUGGAUGGCCUGUGGACCCUGGGAGGGGGGGCCCUACGGACGGUUUCACUCUCCGAGUGCCCACUUCGCCACAGACUACUCUGCUGGAGGGUUGGAACUGAAGGGGGAUCUCAAAGGCCGGCCCUAAAACCUCUGGGAGCCAAAGCUACCAUAUUGCAGACAGCCUUGCUUACACCAGACUACUAUAACUGAAUGGAAUGGACAGGGGGAGGGAGAGAGCCUGUAUAUUAUCUGCAUCCCCUUUGGGAUCUUCUUAAUUUUAUUUAAAUUGUUUUUUAUUUUCCUUUAUUAUUUUAGUUUAGAGUGUCCUGUUAUUCCCGGCUGCGCGUGCAUGGCACAAGGCCCUUUGGAGCGCUAGGAUACACUCCCAAGCCCUUUUUCAUAUUCUAUGUCUCCCCUUCUUAAAAGGCUGGAGUAAAUUUGUUUAUAACCUGAUGUAAUUUAUACUACGCUUAGGUCAGCUCUGUGCCAUUACUGGUGAGCAGAAUAAGCUUCACUAUACAUUACACCAGUGUGCAGGCAGUGAUGCACCUAACUGUUUAACUAACACUGGAAACCUGUAUACGCUCCCAGAGGCUGACCUAUGCUAUAAUUUUUAUUUUACUUAUUUUCUAAUUUAUAUGCGUAAACAGGAUUUAAGUCAAUGCGCUUAACUAUGAAGUUUUAUCAACCUAUGCUACUACCUACCUACCAACUUAGCCUACCAAGGCAUUAACUUGUAACGUCAAAGUGUAAAGGAAUACAUAGUCUCACCAUUACUUUACUAGUUUGGGCACGUAUGGCUCUCACCACUUAUAUACAGCCUUAUGAUCAUCCUGACACUUAUAUAUAUUAGGCUAAGGCUAAGGAAGAUGGCUUAUGCCACCUUUCCUUUGUAUUAUAUGCAGAAACUGGAGAAAUGUUGUUGCGCUUACUUAAAUCGUUUUAUCACUGUAAUCAUCACUUUAGACACGUGUACACUCUUCUCCUGUGUGAAUACCAUGUAGAAUGUUAUGCAUUACGUUUAACCAGUUUUGACAUAACCAACUGUAAGCAACUAUUAUUGUCCAUUUCUUGUUGCCUAUGAGCAUGUAUUAAUAAACACCCAUCUUGAAUAAAAAAAAACAAAAAACAAAAUCAGAUCACAGAAAAAUGUAGUCCCUGCCAAUUGUUCACUGUAGUCAGUGAUCAAUUGCUAGGGAAGGGGUUAAUUUUAUUAAAGCAGUGGAAAGGGGGGGUUGGAUUUAACUUGAAUUAAUUUUUUUUACAGGGUGAAGAGGAUCUAAAGAGCGUGGAAGCGGAUCUGAAGUCCCUGCAACACGUGAUCGCUCUGACAGCCUGUCAGAUCGAUCACAGCUGCAGGGACAGCGUGAUCGGGUGCUCCCGGUCUGCCUCAAAUACCGAGGCACACCGGAGGAGCGUUAACCACACGAUCGUUAAGUGCUUCCCAAGCCCGUCAUGCGUCCUUAAGGGGUUAAAGGGUCCACGAUUUGAAAUCUUAUGCUUACUUAUCCUCCAUAUAUAACAAAUAUGUUUUUGUGAUCAAAAAAAUGAACUUGUCUACGGGGAUAGUCGUGUGUUUUAUAUUGCUAUCACAGAACUAUAAUAUAUAGAUGGCAUAUCUCCCACACAUGGUAUUACAUCAGCGUUAUUCACAUGUUCUCAAGCCUAUUUGUUCAUAGACCUAAAGAGAAACAAGACAUAGUAUGCACCUUUAAAAUACAAUUUCUCUUUAAUAAAUAUGUGCACUUACAAAAUGUAUGAAAACAAUGAAGCAUUAUACCAUUGCCAAUAAAUUCUUCUGUUCAUACAAAUCUCAGAAAUCCACAGGACUGGAUGGUGAAUGGAGAAAAAGAAAACAAAACAAGCCCUGUGGAUUUCAUCUGAAAUACUCUGACUUCCUUAGGAGACACCGCAUUAAAAAUAAAUAAAUUACUGCAACGAUAAACCAACAAAAUUUAACACCCAAGUCCUCUAAUACUCAUUUUCCCGCCCAUGUGAGGCAAUUAACCAAUCUCUUUUCAGUUCUCAGUUGUUCCUUCUUGUCUACUUCCACGUUCCAUGCCUCACUCUGUGUUUUGCAUUACACUUUAGCACACCAAGCCUCGGUUCAGUUGAUACCGGUCCGGACUAAAGGAAGCGGCUAAUACUCCUGUGUUCUACCUGUGUUUCCAUAAUGAAGAUAUGGUCCACUAUGUAAACAUGCAAUAAAAUGCAAUCUUGUUUGGCAUAAAAAAACAACCCACAUAAACAAUUUUGUAACCGUAUAUAUAUAUUCGUAUAUAUUUUUAGUAACAUAAACUGUACUAAAGUUGAACAUUUCAACAGCAUUACACUAUGCAUAUUUUCUCUUUAUUUCUGUAGUUAUUUUAGUUUUUUAGGUUUAUUUGAAGGUUUGGAGGAAACUUAUAAUCUCUACAGAUUUGGUUUCUUAAAAAGGGUAAUUGAUCCUUAUUAUAUUCCCACUGGUGGUUUGAAAAAAGUUUUUUUGGGGGGUUAUUUUACUUUUGCAUUGGUAUACAAUGUGCAUAUUUCUCCAGAUAUUUUAAGGGGACUCUGUAGUCACCAAAACGCAUUACAGCUCAAUGUAGUUGUUCUGGGGCAUAGAGCCUGUUCCUACAUAGUCAGCAGUGUAAACACAGUCUUUUCAGAGAAACGAGAGGCCUCAAAAACAAAGUAAUUGAAUUCCUAAACAUCAAUUCUGGCGACAUUGCAGGAGCAUUCUUUAUUAAACUAAAGUUGUUUUGGUGCUUAGUAUCCAUUUAAUGGUGUAUUUCUAGAAAUUUGUUAUUUUCCCUUUAACAUUAGGUGCAAUUUUGCUAUGGUAAUAUUCAGAGAUUGAAGUAAUUGUUUGUUUUUUUAGGUUGCAAGCAAUAUUUUCCAAGUUUGAUGAAGUAAGACAUUCUGGUAGCAUGAUUCUGAACUACAGCAAUGGUGAGUUACAAUUUUAAGGUAACUUAUGCAAAGCUAGGUGGUAGUUUUGUUUCAUGAUAUUACAGUUUUUGCUUUUUCUUGAGUAUUUUUUCAAAGCUAAAAACCUGAAAAUCAAACAAAAGUGUGUGGCAACUUUAAUAUUGAAAUAUGAUAAAUAACUUUUGCAGAAUUAUAUUUAGCCCUAACUCAGCUUGAACAUAUACAGAUACAUAUAAUAGGCUCAUGUAACACUCAAAAUGAGCAAAAGGAAAGAAAUUUUCUUUUUUUAAUUGUUAAUGAAAAAGUCAAGUGCACUAAAUAAUUUUCAAACGAGUCAAAUUCACCAGCACAUAAGAGUUCAGUUCUUGAAUAAAAUUGCUAUUCAAAAUAGUGUACAACAAAUAGACAUGACUUUUUUUUUUGUGCUUUGUGGUAUUCAAUAGGUUACUUUAACCAAAAAAUUUAGUUUAAAGCCUGUUCAGACUAAAUUUGCCUUUGUAGUGCCCUGUUGGACGUAUACAUCCCUGUAUGAAAAACAAAAAACUACAUAGAAUCCAGUUCCAGGUGUGGGUAUUCUACAUCCCGUCCAUUGGCCGCCUGCGUUACUAUAUUCCUCUCCCUGGUGCAAUCAAAGGCUUCUAUUUGAGAAGCAUUUGGUUGGACCAAUGUCACUGGCCCAGAGCGCAUGUGCACCCCUAAACCAGGUAGGGGAGGGAAUAUCUAAAAAAAAAAGGAAAAAACAAACAAAAACUAAUGCAUGAAGGCGGGAGGGAGCGCAGCUAAGAUGGGGAAUGUCAUGCCAAAGCAUGAGUUGGCAUUUGGUAUUGCAAUAGGAGAACUCUGAAGAAGCCAUGCACAGAGAGUCCGGAUGCAGGUCAGUUCAGGAAGCAAAGAUCUUUAUUUUCACCAAUCGGUUCUCAGCUGAACUCAUGUCCAAAAUGUCUGAGCCCUGAGCACAUGGGGUACAUGCAUUUUAUAGACUAUGUAUCCUCCAUCUGUACCCUUACACCAAUCAGCAAACCGGAUACACAUGAUUACCUUAUAGACAGGCAAUAUGGGACUUAGGAGAGAAUGGAAUGUGGUUUCAGUUCUUGCACAAGCUCAGUACAUUGAUGACAGUUUCCUGACUACUUGUAACUGAUACAUGUGCUUGUAUAUGUCAUGUGGAGAUUUUAGGCCUACUAAAUUUUGGGCCUAGCCGAGAUCCCCUCACAGUAUAUGUAAGGAGUUGUUUUUUUGUACAUGUUUGGAUAACCUUUAUUGUAGGCUUUGAUCUUACACCAGACAGGAGCCAUAAAACUACUAAGAUAACCAUCACCAGAGCUGAACAUAGGGCAUUGUAAAAGGUAUUGGUGCAUAUGCUCUGACUUUGGGUUCUUCAAAGGACAACAUAAUUUAAGAAAAUAUGGAGUGGGCAAUAAACUGCCAUGCCAAACCCCUCUGAUACACCCAUGGGUCUGCCCACUGAGAAACAACUAGUUUUAAGGUAUAUAUUGAGGAUGUUGGACUAUCCAGGGAGAGAUUUAUUUUUUCAAAACUACUAGGAGACCUGUAACAUCCGAAUCUCCCACAAGAAUUAUAUAUGUAAGGAAUUUCUUGUGUUUUCUCCUAUUUUAUUUCAUGGACUGUUUUGCAAUUUGUUAUCUGUAUUUCUGUAUUUUUGUACCCAGCACUGUGAAUCCUUUUUGUCAGAUUAAAUGUUUACUGAAUCAGCUUGUGUCAUUGUUCGCUAUGAGCUCACUCUCCUGAGGAAAGCUCAGGUUAACACGUCACAAAAGGGUGAUUUAUAUAUGUCUGAUCAGUAAAGUAAGGUCGUGAUCUUAUAAUUCUACUGUGUGGGGGGUAAUCCAAGACGCCCGGAUUUAAAGUCUUUGUGGUGGCAGUAGAGUGUGUACUAGGGUGUUGGUGUAGAAUGUAUUGCAGGGGUUAAUUUAGUGGUUGCUGGGACUAGCAACAGUUCACCAGGAGUCUGGUGUCAUUAACCCUUUCACUUCCACACGCUCCCCACUGUCUCGGCUGGGCCAAUAGCCCACGUUCGUGACUGGGAAAUCAAGGCAGGCACACUCCCAGAGAUGCCUGUAAGAGUAGAAGCAGGUAACAUUAGUCGCCCGGACUGCGGUCACCCAAUAUGCAAAUAACUAACAUUAGCAAGUCUAAAAGCUCUCCAUCUGGUCCAGCAAAUGAUACUGCCGGUGGUGGAGUUACACCAAUCGCAGCAAUGUGCUAGAUAUCUGCAAAUGCAGCAUUUCAUAUUCUUUAGUUGGUUUAUUCACAGCCUAAACUGAGGCAUUCAAAGUUUUGUACUAAGUGUAAAUCAGAAUCUUUAUCAGCUCUUCCAGGGCUGGCAUCAAAGUCUAUAGUCCAUUGGCGUUCCAGAGGUCAGCACAGGAUGUGUUCAUUCAGAGUUGAGAAACAAAAAGGACCUUUAAAAGUAAUAGGAUAGUAAGGAACAGGAACACACCAGGUGAUUGCACAGGAGUAAGUUAUGCACUUUAGCACUAGUCACCUUGAAUUUUACAGUUUCAUUUGAAAAAUCAUUCAUGUACAUUACUGUGCAAACAUUUUCACAAAUAGAAAUCUUAAUAGUAUAUUCAUGUUUUCAAUUAACAACUUGCAAUGUCAGUGAACAGAAGAAAAUCUAAAUCAAAUUACUAUUUAGUCCCACUCUUCGCCUUCAAUUCUUCUAGGUACACCUACAUGUAGUUUUGUAAGAAACAUGGCAGGUAGAUUGUUCCAAACAUCUUGAACUAUUCACAGUUCUAAUGUGGAUUUAGGCAGCCUCAGUUGUUUGUCUCUUUAUGUAAUCCCAGACAGACAUCAUGUUGAGGUCACCUGGUAUAAUUGUUUAAUCAUGCACCUGAUUAUAUGCUGACAAAAUCCCUGACAAUGGGCAAGUGUACCUAGAAGAAUUGAUGGUUUUGAAGGAAAAAAGUGGUCACCUCAAAUAUUAACCCCUUAAGGACCGCCGGUGUACUAUACCGUUCUUGUGGACCCGGUCUUAAACGCCGGCGAGCAGCAUAGUACGUCCAUGCCGUCUUGCCCACGUACCUGAUCGCCGCCUAUCCCCGGCCAGCAGUCGCGGUGGGGGUGGGGGGGAGUUGCAUGGUAUCCCAGGCAGUCCCCCUGUGGCUGAUCGACGCAUUGACGUCUUGAUCACAUGGACGGAAUAGCGGUCCAGAGCAGUAUCUGCACGGGGCCUGCCUGGAAUAACAGACAGUCCCCUUGAUGCCUGAAACGGUUUGUAAUUAAAUUAUAUAUACCUAGAUCAUAUAUAUAUGUAUUAUAUAUAUUAUCUGUAUGUAUAUGUAUGUACAUACAUAUACACAAUGUCUAAGUGUAUCUUAAUAUUAAGAUAUAUAAUUAUAUAUUGUAUAUAAAAUACACACACACAUGUAUAAUUAUGUAUAUAUAAAAAAAUAAGUAAAAUAAUAAAAAAUUAUAUAUACAUUUGGUUAACAAAGUCAAAACUCUUGCACUCCAACUUUUAAAGUAUGAUUCUCGGUGCCAGAUAACAUAAUAAUACAAAUUCAAAAAUAAUACCGGCAGUCCAAGGCUUUUAGUUCUUCUUUUUAUUCCAAAAUCGCAAUCAGUCAACGUUUCAGCUCAUAAGCUAAGCUUUUGUCCUGAUGAAAGCUCCACUUAGGAGCUAAAACGUUGACUGACUGGGAUUUUGGAAUAAAAAGAAGAACUAAAAGCCCUGGAGUGCUGUUAUUAUUUUUGAAUAUAUAUAUAUCUCUCCAAGAGGGCUGCACUAACCUGAACAUGCCUACAUUAUAGGGUGCUGCUGGGACCAAAAUAUACAACAUACAAAAUACACAAUCUUACAGAUUGUAAUAGUUUUAUUUAAAAACACCUCACCGAGGCAAAAAAUUAUGGGGGGUUUAGUUACAUUAUAUGAUCAUAUAUUACAUAAGCCUGCCACAACGUCAAUGUACCUCAUUCUUGGCAGGUCCUACCCUAGCAGCCUAAUGCUUGCUCUUAUGAGAUUAAUUCACUUGCUUGGGAAAUACUUCCUUAUUGGGACUCUCUGCAAGUCAAGGCUAAAUAAAUAGGGUUAUGGAAUGAGGCACCUGUGACAGGUAGGGGUGCAAAACCAAGGAGUUGGCCUGGACGCCCAAAUAUAUAAACACUAGAGUAGGACCUGCCUAGGUGAGGUGUUUUUGAAUAAAAAUAUUACAAUCUGUAAGAUUUAAAUAUCAAUGUUUAGUGAAUAAGUGAGAGCGCUGGAUUGUGUAUUUUGUAUGAUAUAUAGAAGGCGUAGCCUGUAAUUGUGGGAGGGGUUACCCAGCUAUAAAAACACAGGCCACACCUCUCACUGGGCCGUUAACGUCUGGUUCAGUAGGCACACCUGUGCACUCCCAAAUCACCGCUGAAACGCCAGGUCGCCUAGACUGCAGCUUCUCACCCAGCUGCUCCAACCACUACCCGCCUGCCUCAGCCAACUUCACGCUGCUGGCUCACUUCUACCGUGGGGUCCGAACCGAGGCCUUUUACCAGCAGCUUCCCAGCUGAAUGUUCAGCAGCCAGCUCACUUCAACCCGCUGGGGACCCCAACUGAUGCCUCCUGCCGCCAGCAACAUCCCGUAGCGGGCCCCCUUUGACCCUCGGGGCCUAACCUGAAGCCUUCUGCGGCCUGGUCCCCGGCACAUCCUCCGGCUGGCUCCCUUAGUCACAUGGGCAGGCUACUUCUGGGUUGGCAGUCAGUAGUUCCAAGGUCUCCCAUUUGGCCAUAAUCGGCCGCAGCAAACAGUGAGUUUAGGCCUUUGGGCCUCUGGCACAGAGCCAAAAUUCGGCUCAUAUUUAAAGUAAUUUGUUGGUAUACUAACCUCCUGCUUUUCUCCGUCCCAUGUGCCUUUAUCAGCCGACAUUUGGCUGCCAGAACACUCAAUACUCUCUCGCCAUUUUGGGCCAAUUUCAAAUGCACAUUUGGCCAUGACUUGCACACCUUAUGCUAGGCUGAUUGCCGUCAAGCCACGUUUAGCGACAUUUGGUUGCUCAGGCGUUAUAUGCUGGUUACAGAUAUAUUCGGCCAAAUUCACCACACGUUUAACUUAUUUCCUAUAACCAAGUUUUAACUUUAUUAAGCCUCAUGCGGCAGGAUUAGGAAUUGUAUUUGGUUUCACUGUUUUAUUUAUUGGUCAUACCUUUUUGGUUAAUUCCGUUGAAGCAGUGCGAAUUAUGUCGUUAUGCCUAACUUUUAAAUGGUUACUCUAGUAACUGCAAGUUACUUUCACACUAUGUUUAUCUGCCACUGUCAGCACAUGUUUUGUACCCUGUCUCCUCAGUGUAUGUCAUUAUUGCCUAUAGCAUGUUCAGGUCUAUGACUCUGUCUCAUUCAAGUGUUGAUGUCCAUUACGGUCUUAUGUCAGUAAUAUCAUUGUAGCACUCUGGAGGUCUCGGUCUAGAUUCCUGGCAUUAAGUUCUGUUUCGGUCAUCAGAUCAUUUGACUCGGCAGGUAGGUAAUUAUAUCAAGAUAACAUGUUUUCAAUCCCUGUAUGUUUACUAUGCCGACUUACAAUCAUCGUCCGUUACACCGCAGGGUAUGCUACUGUCUGAUAUCUAUCACACCUAUUUUAUUGCUUCUCCUUAACAAUCAGUAACCCCUCAACUGAUCUACGACUUACAAAUCGCCCCAGCCACCCCCCCUCCAUGUGUGUUUCUCAGGAUUUUCAUGUCCACCUUGUACCUCAGGACUCAGAUUGGGCCUUCUCUCUGCAUUAUAUGCAUAUUCCCUACGCAAAACCCUCACUAGGCAUUUGCAACCCGCUACAUACGUCCUCAGUGGGCUACCAUGUUCCCUUCCAACCCCUCGUCUUGGCAUUAAGUUAUAUACCAUCCAGGUACAAGCGUAGGCGUAUGUUCAGCUAUACCACAACUUACAACCUUCUAUCAACCAUGUCUUAUCAUUUUACACAUCUGAUAUUCCUUAUACUGCCCACAUAUGAGCACUCUGCUAAUCUACUCACAAUCCUUCCUUAGUGGCAUACACCUGGCCAUAUUCUCAGGAGGUUACAGUAUCCCUCAUUAUGUAUGUAAUCCUUACAUCUCUUAUUAGGCUAUUGCGGUUCAGCGUAAUUUCAAUAGUCCGGUCCCGCGAGGCCAACUCUUAUCCUCAAACAGAGGUAAUCACCCAUCAGCCCCACUCAUAGUUAGAGCCUCGCUUCAACCUCUAUAGGUUUUUAGACAGGGCCUCACCUGUCAUGGCCACUUGUAUUGAAGCUCUUAGUUGUCACGAGAGGCCAACAUUCCAACCACUCUGUUCGAGCUUCUCAAAGCCACUUGGAAAUUAGUAGCGCCUCACCUAUCCCUGGUUUAGCAAAUUUUUUCGCCAUUUGGCACUAAGCAAGACGCCAGUUGAUAUAGGGUUAAACUCUUAUAGCAUGGCUGUUAAAUUACAUGUUAUUUAUUACUUCAUACUACGUCUCAUAACUAGGUGCAAGCAGGAUUUUCACCUCUGAGUUCCCAGACAGAUCAUAAACUCAACCUAGAAAUAGGAUUCUGCCAGGCCAGUCCCUUGCGAUCCUGGACCAGUCCAAUUGCUGAUGUCCUGACAUAAGGUAUAUCAUUCCCUGUCACAACUCAGGAGCAGGAUUAAUGAUUACCAACCCUGAAAUUUGCAGACAGCAUAUCAGAUCGCAAACCGUGAAAUCUGACAUCUGUUCACCCCUUUAUACGAUUAGCGUUAAACUGAAGAAGUCAAAUCUCCCAGAGUCUAGCCAGUAGUUUGAACUAGGGGCCAUAGACCAUGCUUCUUUACAUGCCCAAAUUUGUUCUGAUCUUGGUCUAUAUAAAUACGCUAUCUCAUACGUUCUAAUGUCUUUAGGGACAAAUGGACCUCUGUUACAAGACCUUUAUGUUCCAGGGUUAGGCAUACAGCUCUCACAAUACAUGAUGGUAUUGCAGUAUUGCUUAUGGAUUAUGCCACGUCUGCUCCCUGUUUCUCUGCUACAUCAAACCAUGAGCUCUAUCCUCCUUUUUACAGACCAUGACUUUCAGAAGUUAACUUCAACAACUGGCCUUUACCUCUAUUACUCAGCCUCCCCUUCCACUAGUAAAGUUAUACUUUGUUUAAAAGGACCAUUUACUAUGCCCCAAAGCACACAAGUACACAUGGCCCUACUUUGUUCCCUGGGGGGGUUCUUUAUCCCAAGUUUUCCGUAGCCUCCUCCAGCAGUCUAAUUUGCGGUGUAUAUAACUGGAUUCAAUUGGACAAGUACUGCCUAACCGUAGGCAGAGUCCGAUGUACCAGGCAGCAUGAAGACCGUCUCUGGUGAAGGCCUGUUAUCAUAGGAAUCUUCAGUCUCCCUGGUUCUCUAAACCUUAUCAUGCACGCCAUACUGUGAGGUUGCAACUACAUUAUCGAACUACUCCGCCAAUUCCCUUGUCAUCUGCCACAUUAACCCUGCUAUGCUCGUCACGCCUGAUCUAACAGACCUGUCCCCUCGGUCAAUUUGUUUCUUCUUUCUUUCUUAUAGGAACAGGAUGCCAUGUCCAUUUCCCCACAGUGUUAAUUCCCCCUUUAUUAUUGCAGAUACAGCUGCAACACGGGAUCUACUGACAUUUUAG